Podarcis lilfordi (Lilford's wall lizard) is the source of this 50188-nucleotide messenger RNA. The record is from the annotation of a GenBank genome assembly. NCBI's taxonomy places the organism in Eukaryota, Metazoa, Chordata, Lepidosauria, Squamata, Lacertidae.
AUGGGCAGAUGCUCCCACGCCCAGGUGUUUUUCAUAAGAGUCUCUGGAUCCUCAGCAGUACCUAACUUUCCUCUUUGGAGUGGGCUGCAGGGGAUACUGAGGAGCAGGAGAACCCCAUCAGGGUGAGUCUGUAAGGAACAGAAAUGUGAUGUGAGCUGGCCAUGGGGGAUAACUCAGAACAUUACCAAAAACUGGAACCACAGCAACUCUAGAUCACAAAUCAGAGUGUCUCUUAAAAUGGAUGAGAAUGGGGAAAUGUUCUCUGUAGAACAGGUAGAAGACCUGCCAUAGGAAAGGAAAUCAGAAACUUGUGUUCUAGCAGUGUCAAUGUUGUUGCUGUUUUUACCUUUUUUGGGGUUGGGUUUGUCUUUGGUGAUUUCAAUGAUAACCCCUUCUGUCAAACUGUACAACAAUAGAUCUGGAGAAACCUCAUUCGUGGAAUAGCUGAAGUACAGUUUGGAGAUGCUUUGAGUAUCCAGGUGUUGAUUCCCCAGGAGAUUUGAGCAAGUUGAAGAUACUUCUCAAUGUCUCCAUUUAAGGUGUACUGUAGCUGUUAGGACAGAUGUACAUGAUCGAGAGAUGUGAUAUAACCAGUUACCUGUUGCAUUCAUAAUUUAGAGGAACCAAAACUUCUGUUAAAUAAAAUAGGAAUUAAUAACUAUAUGUGCUUAGGAUGGUACAAGGACUAGAAACCACCAAAAUACCAGGGAAAACUGGACAGUGUCCCCUGGCAUCUUAAAGAGUUUUUAUUGUGGUAUAUGUUCUUUUGUAGGAAGGAACAUACAAAAGCAGAUUUGUUUGAUACUGACCCUUCCAUUUGGGUUUCUUCUUGUAUUCAGGCUUGGUUGCAUUAUUCAAAUGUCCCAUAUUCUAAUGUUUCCCACCCCACCCUUAUUUCUGAUUCAUUCAGCUGCAGCCGCUAUGCCUUGUUUCCGGACUUCACCCUCCUCCUUGUGCAUCCUCCUCUUCCUCCUGGCUUCUAGCUCUGCCUCUGAAGAUGAUACUGUGGUGGUCACCAGCAGCGGUCCCAUUAAAGGCAAAAUACUCCCAGCUGGCUCUGGCUCUGUGACCGCCUAUCUGGGCAUCCCCUAUGCUGAGCCCCCCAUAGGCAAACUGCGUUUCCAGAAGCCAGUUCCACAUCAGCCGUGGAGCCAGGUCUUGGAGGCCACCAGCUUUGGCAAUUCUUGCCUUCAGGUAAACAUUGAAAAAAUGCCAUUUGCAGAGCUAUUUGCUGCUAACACACCACUUUCAGAGGACUGCCUCUUCCUUAACAUCUGGGUGCCCCACCCACGGCCAGUCACACCAGUGCCCAUCCUCCUUUGGAUCUAUGGCGGGGGUUUUAUCAUUGGCACAGCCUCUUUGGAUAUGUACAGUGGGGCCUUGUUAGCAGCUACAGAGAAUGUCAUUGUGGCCUCCAUGAAUUACCGCGUGGGGACCCUAGGUUUCCUGUACAUGCCGCCAGAUGCCCCAGGAAACGUUGGCUUGUGGGACCAACAUCUGGCUCUGAAGUGGGUGAGUGAGAACGCAGCUGUGUUUGGCGGUGAUGCAGCCCGGAUAACUCUCUUUGGCGAAAGUGCUGGAGGGGCCGCAGUUGGUUUCCACCUGCUUUCACCUGCAAGCCAACCCCUUUUUGCCCGUGCUGUGCUUCAGAGUGGAGUUCCCAAUGCCCCCUGGGGUUGGAAGAAUCCUGAAAAUGCCCUAAGAGAUUCAGCGAAGGUGAGUGGCCUUGUGGGGUGCCCUAAAGCUAACCACAGUGCUAUGGUAAACUGCCUACAGGGGUUGGAAAUGAACAGCACAAUGUUUGAUGCCUUGCAAACUUUCUUCUCAUUGACAACGGAUGGGGAGUUCCUCCCAGAUGAUCCCUCAAAGCUGCUGGAGAGUGGCCUUGUUCACGGCAAACCCAUUCUCACUGGCGUCACUGCUGAUGAAGGGUCAACUAUGGUAUUUUUUAUGUUUCCUAACAUGACAGUGAAGGAUGCAAUACUGACUCGGGAGCAGGCCCUUAAAGCAGUCAAUGGAACUUUGAAAGGAGCAACCAAACAAAAUCUUGACCAGGAUGUGAUACAGAAGUACACUGAAGGUAGCCAUGGGUCGGAACAAUAUCGUUUGGCCAUGAGUCAUUAUAUGGGAGAUUACUUCUUUGUGUGCCCUCUGCUAGAGUUUGCUGAGAAGGUGGGGAAAGAUAAGAACCAAGUUUAUGUUUACUCCUUUGACCACCGCAAUCCUGACUCUAUUUGGCCUGAAUGGGCGGGGACACCUCAUGGAGCUGAGGUACCUUACUUGUUUGGAAGCGUGGAAUUAGUGUUGCAAACAAACCGGUCGGAGGUGAAGGCCGCUGAAGCAGAAUUGAGCCGCCAAGUGAUGCGAUACUGGGCAGAAUUUGCCAGAAGCGGGUAAGGCAUUAAUCAAACACUUUCGGAUCAUCUGUGUCAUUGAUGGCACCUUUGCACAGUUUGUGAAUGUGGUUCAGCUUGAAUGUUGUGGGUUGUCUACCUCCCAGCAUGUUUCCUUUGCUGAAAGGCUUCCAUUUUGUGGAGGACGGGUGGGAUUCUCUCUGUCCAGUCAUUGGGCGUCUCCCUCCCCAGUUCACCCCUCUCACCUGCUCGGUUCUGUGCCAUCCUUGAGGGCUUUUCCCAGACUGGAAUAUGUCCUUAAAGUGAGGUAAUAUUUCUUGCAUGCCUCGAUGGAGAGAGAGAUGUUUUCAUGGCAGGAAUGUAGCCUAUUGUACAAGGCAAGGGUCACAUCCAUUGACCGGCCGACUUUUGGCUCCCUAAAGCUUAUGUAUGAGGUAAUGUGGCCCCUGCUCUGAAAGGCGUUCUCCACCUCUGCUGUAGUUAUCAUGGACAAUGCCUGGCUGCACCUGUGAGCAAGCUUCUAUCACAGCAUGUGUGAUCCUGGGUUGGAGGGCACCAUUUUGAGAAACACAGCCAUUUUUCCUAAAGUGAAUCUGUUGCCCAUAUACAGGACUGCUGUCAGCAACUGGAAUCCUUGCACAGCUGCCCACUUCUGAUGUCCGCUAUGGGGCAACUUUUAUUUGUGGCACAGCACUCCCAGCAGCACUGGGAGCAAGGUUUAGACAGCGUUUAAAUCCUGGUGUGGCUUAUCUAUUUAUUGCAUUAUACAACACUGGAAGCUUCACCCUGCAAACCAAUCUGAGGCUGAGAUAUGGCUCUGAUUUCUUUGUUUCCUCUACAGGAAUCCCACUGGGUCCACGGGAGAUGAGGCACAGUGGCCUGUCUACAACGCCGCAGAGCAGAAGUUCUUCCACAUUGGCACAGAUGUGGCAGCCCAGCUCAAACAGAUGUCACCUAGCCCACAAUGCGAUUUCCUGAGCUCCUUGCAUUCUAAGGCCACACAAACAGGUGUGAUUAGGGCCCUUUUAGGAAAGGAACCAUAUGCAGUUCCCAGCUCUGGAUUAGAAUCACAGAACAGAAUCAGAGAAUUGUAGAGUUGGAACAAACCUCAAGGAUCAUUUAGUGCAAGCCCCUGCAGUACAGGAAUAGGCAGGUGGCUCAUGAGGGAAUGAGACCCGUGGCCUUGGCGUGAUCAGAACCAUGUCCCCAGUGCAACCACUAGGAGAAGGGAUAUCACUGAGAGUAGGCAACACUUCUGUGAGGGCUGCACAAAGAGGUGGCAUUGUGGGGCAUAUGUUAUGGGCCCACACCCCAGGAGAGGGACCAUGGACAGGAUCCGUCCCCACCUGCUUCUCUUCUUUACCAUUGCAACCUGCUUGUACACCUGCCUGUCACCCUGGCUCAGACAAGGGGUGGGUGGGUGAAAAGGCAAAGCAGUGGAUGUCCCUGUCUGCUUGCCUCUCCAUCUGGCAAACAAGCCGGUGGUAGCAAUGAGGAGAAAGGUGAAUAAUACCAGCUGGUGAUAAUGCCAGAGUGGCGGUUGACUCGGUAAGAGAAGGGGCCUCAUGAUGUGUGCUUUGUUCAAGGGCCCUCCAAAAUUUGAAACCAGUGCUAUCUUCUGUGAGCCCAGAAUGUUCUAGAACAAGGCCCAAAUAUGUCCCUCUCUAAGAAAGAGUUGCCUCAGCAUAUCAGGCACCAGUGCUGAAAGCGAAUCAUCAUCUAGCUGUUCUUUCUCACAUCACGGUCCUGUUCAGUUCUCCUCAUGGCCACUUCAAGAAAUUGAGGGCGGUUUUCUUUUAUCAAAGGUUCUCCACAAACUCCCCACAGCAGUAUUGUUCCCUCAGUACUCCAAGGUUCCUCUUCUCCUCUUCCCUCACUGGCUUAACCACCCUCCAAAGGUCAUUCUCCCAACACCCCAAAUCCCUUAGCAACAGGUGCCAAGGCUGCCCCAAACCCUCAGCAUUUACUUGCUUACAAUUCAAUUCUUUCCCUUGUUUUCCCAGGCAACUGGCCUAAUGAAACAUAUUAAAACAGCAAGAACAUUAAACAACCUAACAAAACGACACGAAUAGAUAAAUUAUCUUCCACACAUAUUUUCAUGAGUCCUUGUCCACCUAAAUUGCCGGCAGCUGCAGGAAUGUGCGGAACUGAAUUUAAGAAUGAAGAAAUGAGAAACUGGGAGAACCAAAAUUGGCAGAUCUGUCUAUCUUUAUUGGGUACUGGUCAGGGAUGAUCACCAAAGGUCAACAACAUCUGGAGGGCCACAGGUUCCCCAUCCUCUGCUUUUGAAAAAGGCCUCAUCAGUUCCCACAGCAUUCUGGUACAGGAGGCAUGAUGGCUGCAUGCUGUGGAAAAGGAAACCUUGUUGUUGUCAUUGUAGGAGUAGCGGCAAUGGUUUUUUUUUUUUAAAUAAAUUGGUAAAGUGAGGGGGGAAAGGAACACCUGUUCCCCUCAGCCACCUCUGAGAGCUUUGCCCCUGAAGCAGCUAAUACCCCAUCUUCAGUGGGGCAUGAAGGGUACCGUAAAAAUGUGGGGAGGUGGAUUCUGCUUUUGCUUAAAAAACAAGUCAGGAGACUGAGCUAUCACCUGCAUGGAUAGUUGUUUGACUUUCUGCUUAUCAGUUUUCCCCCUCUGUCCCACCUUUGUCUUUCGCAGAAAAAUCUCCAGAAGUUCCUGCUUCAUCUACUUUGGAGAAAGAUGUGAACAGUGCGACAGAAACCUAGAAAGGCAGAACAGGAAAUAUCUUGCAGCAAGUGAAACGGGAAGCUCUGAAAUGGGAAAAAUCAUGCCUUAGAAACAGUUUCAGCUAGGCCUGCUCCUUAACACAACUAUUCACAACGCAGCUGUUCAUUGGGACAAAACUGACUGAAGAAAAAAACAAAUGGUUUGAUAGGCAGUUGAUGAAAAUGUAAAUCCUGCUCAGGCAUUUGGUACUCUGGGCAACUGAGUGCAUGAAUGGGAUCUGCAGAAGACAUGGGCUCAUUUAGGGUUUCCAUCCCCAAGGAGGGAGCCACCUGCAUAGAAUAAUAGAAUCAGAGUUGGGAGGGUCCCAAGGGUCAUCUAGUCCAACCCUCUGCAAUGCAGGAGUCUCAGCUAAAGCAUCCAUGACAGAUGGCCUAUGUUGUUGUCGUCGUUUAGUCAUUUAGUCGUGUCCGACUCUUCGUGACCCCAUGGACCAGAGCACGCCAGGCACUUCUGUCUUCCACUGCCUCCCGCAGUUUGGUCAAACUCAUGCUGGUAGCUUCGAGAACACUGUCCAACCAUCUUGUCCUCUGUCUUCCCCUUCUCCUUGUGCCCCCCAUCUUUCCCAACAUCAGGGUCUUUUCCUGGGAGUCUUCUCUUCUCAUGAGGUGGCCAAAGUAUUGGAGCCUCACCUUCACGAUCUGUCCUUCCAGUGAGCACUCAGGGCUGAUUUCCUUAAGAAUGGAGAGGUUUGAUCUUCUUGCAGUCCAUGGGACUCUCAAGAGUCUCCUCCAGCACCAUAAUUCAAAAGCAUCACUUCUUCAGCGAUCAGCCUUCUUUAUGGUCCAGCUCUCACUUCCAUAUGGCCUAUAGGACUCCUUUAUGCUGAUGUCAGUCAUGCAUCCCCUAGGCAGCAAGGCCUAGCCUGUGCAUUCUAGAGAGGCUCUUCAAACGUUCAGUAUAAACAGGUAGCGAGUGCUUGAGUGGGACUGAAACUGAAAGGAAUGAAGUGAGUACAGCUCUCAGAGGGCAGCUGGAUUACCCCUUUGUCAUCGUUCACAUUCAUAGGAUUUCCCAACCACCACAAGAAGAUAUCAAGAUUAGGGAUCCUUGAAGCUUUUGUUCCGUCUGAAUUUUUCAUUGAACAAAUGUAAAUGUGUCCGUCCUGAAAGAAAUAUGCAGAUCAGAACACAGGCAGACUUUGGUUUUCACAGUUCACUAAAUAUUGCAUACUGGGUUUCAGCUCAGAUACAUACCAAAAUGCAUAUUAAAAAGGGAUGUGCUUAGUUGAAAUGUGUAGAUAAAGGCAGACUUUGUGAGGAAAUAUAUACGUUCGAAAAUAAUGCAAGUGUUUGGUGUUUUGUUGUUGUUGUUGUUGUUGUUGUUAAAAGGAAUGACAGGAAUGAUAGCUAAAUCUAUGCAGGUCUUUCCAAGAAGUGAGGUUCCCAGAUGUUCUGGGAGUGUAAAAUAUUUGGCAGCUGAGCCAAAUGCUAUUGUGUGACACACUCACUUUGCCAUUACUGUUCCUUUGGCCUCUAAUUAACCACCCCAUUUAAUAAUAAUAAUAAUAAUAAUAAUAAUAAUAAUAAUAAUAACAACAAUAAAUUAUUUAUACCCCACCCAUCUGGCUGGGCUUCCCCAGCCACUCUGGGCAGCUUCCAACAAAAUAUUAAAAUACAGUAAUGCAUCAAACAUUAAAAGCUCCCCUAAGCAGGGCUGCCUUCAGAUGUCUUUUAAAAGUCUGGUAGUUCUUGUUCUCUUUGACAUCUGGUGGGAGGGCGUUCCACAGGACGGGUGCCACUACUGAGAAGGCCCUCUGCCUGCUUCCCUGUAACUUGGCUUCUCGCAGUGAAGGAACUGCCAGAAGGCACUUGGCGCUGGACCUUAGUGUCUGGGCAGAAUGAUGGGGGUGGAGACGCUCCUUCAGAUAUACUGGACCGAGGCCGUUUAGGGCUUUAAAGAUCAGCACCAACACUUUGAAUUGUGCUCGGAAACGUACUGGGAGCCAAUGUAGGUCUUUCAAGACUGGUGUUAUGUGGUCUUGGCGGCUGCUCCCAGUCACCAGUCUAGCUGCUGCAUUCUGGAUUAGUUGUAGUUUCUGGGUUACCUUCAAAGAUAGCCCCACAUAGAGCGCAUUGCACUAGUCCAAGCGGGAGAUAACUAGAGCAUGCACCACUCUGGCAAGACAAUCUACGGGCAGGUAGGGUCUCAGCUUGCGUACCAGGUGGAGUUGGUAGACAGCUGCCCUGGAUACAGAAUUAACCCGCGCCUCCGUGGACAGCUGUGAGUCCAAAAUGACUCCCAGGCUGCACACCUGAUCCUUAAGGGGCACAGUUACUCCGUUCAGGACCAGGGAGUCUUCCACACCUGCCCGCCUCCUGUCCUCCAAAACCAGUACUUCUGUCUUGUCAGGAUUCAGCCUCAAUCUGUUAGCUGCCAUCCAUUCUCCAACCGCCUCUAGACACUCACACAGGACCUUCACCGCCUUCACUGGUUCUGAUUUGAAAGAGAGGUAGAGCUGCGUAUCAUCCGCAUACUGAUGGACACCCAGUCCAAACCCCCUGAUGAUCUCUCUCAGCGGCUGCAUGUAGAUGUUGAAAAGCAUGGGGAAAGGACAGAACCCUGAGGCACCUCACAGGGGUCUGAACACUCACCCCUCCCACUUUCUGAACACGGCCCAGGAGGAAGGAGCGGAACCACUGUAUAACAGUGCCCUCGGCUCCUCUAGACAGUCCAGAAGGAUGUUAUGGUCGAUGGUAUCAAACGCCGCUGAGAGAUCCAGCGGAACUAGAAAACAGCUCUCACCUUUGUCCCUAGCUCGCCGGAGAUCAUCGACCAGUGCGACCAAGGCAGUUUCAGUCCCAUGAUGAGGCCUGAAUCCCAACUGGAAGGGAUCCAAAUGGUCUGCUUCUUCAAGGUGAGCCUGGAGUUGUUCAGCAACCACUCGCUCAAUCACCUUGCCCAAGAAUGGAAGAUUUGAGACUGGGUGAUAGUUGGCCAUACUGCCACAGCUAAAGAUGGUUUUUUAAGAAGCAGUUUGAGAACUGCCUCUUUCAGUGGGUCUGGGAAGGCUCCCUCGCAGAGAGAAGCAUUCACCACCCCGCGAAGCCCAUCGCCCAGCCCUUCCCGGCUAGCUUUUAUAAGCCAGGAUGAGGAAGGAUCAAGGAGACAAGUGGUUGGUUUCACUUGUCCAAGCAGCCUGUCCACAUCCUUUGGGGUAACAGAUUGGAACUGAUCCCAUGCAACUUAACUUACAUAAUCUAUAUUUUAAAUAGCCUGGAAAGAGUUUACCAGCCACAUUCUUUUUUAAAAUUGAAAUGUUUUCUCAGCAGCAUUAAAAUUAAAGAAAUCAUAGUGAGUCUCCUUCACCUCCAUGUAAGUGACCUACUGGUUAACCAGUGUAUCAGUAGAACCAGGCUACCCAGUGCUUAUGCUGGAACAGAGACCCAGUAGACGUUCCUAUCUUGUUGGACUACAUUUGCUAUUAUCUCUACCCAUUCUCUUCUGGUGGGAGUUGCAGCUGAACAAUAGAUGGAGGGCCACAGGAUCUUCAGCCCUGGCUUUGUACAACCAGAGGGAGAAAACUGGGAUUCAUUACAGGUAUAGUUGUAAAUCUGUAUAGAAAAGAAUAAACCUCAUAGAGUGGUGGAAGCAUAAAGCUCAGGAAAAAAAAGUAGGGAUAAAACUAGGUUUGAACCCAGCAUGCCUCAAACAUUGACACGUUGGAAAGAGUUGCAUGCCAACAGGAUCGCAGUGCUUAUGCAGGAUUCAGUUUCCUUGGAAUGAUGGACAGCGGAGACAGUGGUGCUUUUAGGAUAUAUGAAUAAAUAUCAUUGCCUGCAAUGAUAUCUUAGGAAUGGGUGCGUAUUGUUAGGUAGAUUUAUUGCUUUAUUGUCCGGCGUCCGGCACACUUCCCCUGCACGCCUCUGCAGGUCGUAAAGCAAUUAGCAGAAUUGCACAGCGUCCGUGUUGAAAGGGCAGUAAAAGAAGUCCCACACGUUUCUUCUGUCCUAGUAGCACUUUAUUUGCUCAAAAGUAGCAUAUUUACAAGCAAGAAAUUCCAUCUGAUUCAAGCUGCAUUUUUCUCUGCGUCCUUCUCUCUCAGUGUGCAGCUGCGUAGCAAAGCUGCUUUCACUUUUCACUCAGCUCACAGCAUUCCAAGCUGCUUUCGUCACGUCCUGGCUUACUUCCCUUGUAAGCGCCUCCUCUCAGCCUCGAGACACAGAAGGUUAACCCUUCACUACACCCAACACCCCCUCUUGUCUCGCGCCUGAGGGGAGAAUCGACCCUGGGUUGUCCCAAACCCAGACCUUCACAAAACUCCCCAUGUCUUUGGAAGGUGAGUGGCUUCGUGAACCCAUCAGCUAGGUUCUUGGCAGAGGGACAAUACUUCAGCGCAACUAAUCCCUCCUGAACACUCUGGCACACAUUCCAAAGCGAAUGUCUAGGUGUUUAGUUCUGGCCUUGAACUGACCUGACUCUGCCAAACGCAGGCAUGGUUGAUUGUCCUCGAAAACACGUAUCGGCAGACAAUCCACUUCGCAGAGUUCCUGCACUAAACAAGCAUAGAACUCUACUUCUCUGCACAUCUCUGAAAGAGCACUAAACUCAGCCUCAGUGGAUGAGAGCGCUAUAAGACUUUGCUUCUUGGACCUCCAUCCAACUACUGAGUUCCCAAACUUCACCACUAGGCCAGACACAGACUUGCGAUCCUCAAGAUUAGCCCAAUCCGAGUCCACAUAGCAAGUCAGUUUGACUUCUCCUUGUGCUGGCAACCUAAGACAAAAGUCUUUGGUCUCCUGCAAAUACCUCAGAACUCUCUUGAUGCCAUUCCAGGCUUGCACACUAGGGUUUGAUGCCUCCCUGCUGAGCAGAUUGACAGCAAACGCUAUAUCAGGUCUGCUCCACUGGGACAAGUACAACAAACUCCCUAGGGCUGACUGAAACACUUCAGUAUUUUCGAACGCAGCGCGUUCUACUUGCUGGCUGUCCUUCACAAAACUAGUCUCCAUAGGACUACUCACUCCUGCACAAUCACUCAUCCUCAUUUUCUGAAGCAAUUGCUUAAUUUUACCUCUCUGGCUGAGCAAAAAACUUCCAUCCUGUGCACGCUCAACAUUGACACCUAGAUAGGUUUUGACAGCACCAAGCUGUUUAAGCUUGAACCGUUUACCUAGCUCUUUGGAAAACUUCUCCGCCUGUUCAUCUGUUUCUGAGAAGAAAAGCACGUCAUCAACAAAAAUCAGCAAACACUCUUGUGUUGCUCCUGAACCUCUCAAAUAAAAGCAACUAUCAGCAACACUUCUCCUGAAACCUAGCUCUUCUAAGGCUUCAUUCAGGCACAUGUUCCAGUUUCUAGCAGAUUGACGUAAUCCAUAGAUGGAUUUGUGCAAUCUCCACACAACAUCCUGCCUUAAGUUCUCAAACCCUGGAGGAGGAAUCAUGUACAGCUCCUCCUGGAGAUCUGAGUUAAGGUAGGCAACAUCCACAUCAAAGUGGUUUACUUUCCAGCCUCUCUGUGCUGCACAAGCUAAAAGCGUUCUCAGAGUCUCUGCUCGUGACGUUGGCGAAUACACCUCCGUGAAGUGUAUUCCCUUCCUCUGAGUAAAUCCUCGAGCAACUAACCUGGCUUUAUACUGCGGCUCUCCUGCACCAGUGGGUUUCAAGCGGUAAACCCACCUGGAACUCACAGCCUGCUUGCCUGGUGGCAACUCUGUGAGUGAGAACACACCUAGAUCUUUCAUGGACUUCAUCUCUUUGUCCAUUGCCCUGUGCCACUUGCCUGCUUCUUCCUCAGGUAAACUCUGAAUAUCCUCGAAGGAUUCAGGUUCACAUCUUGCAGAACCUACCCAGACGCCUGAAGCGUCGUACCGAUCAGGAGGCCUCCUUGUCCUCGCUGAUCUCCUCAGUGUGAAUCCUGGUGACCCUGCCGCUUCACUGGGUCCAGCUAAAUCAUCCUCAACUUCAGUGUCUUCCCCCUCUGACCUGCUGCGCCUCUUGGGCCUUACAGCUGGUCCAGCAGGUGAGGAAGGCUCACUCUUUGGCUCAAACUUAACACUUGCCUGAGGAGGUGUUCUAGGUUCCCCCCUCUGAGGGAUCCUGAGUUGUCCCUGCCUUGGACUCUGUCGCUCUGGACCGUGGUCCCCAGCAACAAGUUCCUCUUCCUCCUCAACGUCUGAGUCAUAGAACUGCUGUGGAAGCAUGUCUGGAUUAGCAUGCAGACGCUUCCAACCGGCUUGCUCACAGAACUCAGCGCUAUUGCUAAUAACCAACCUAGACUGGUCUCCACUUGGGUACUCAAACCGCCAGGCCUUUGAGCCAGGCUCAUACCCUCCAAAGAUCAUUCUUUUAGAUCUUGGCUCACCUUUUUUGCGUAGAGCCUUUGGAAUAAGCACCCAAGCCUCACAACCAAACACACGAAGGUAGUGUACCUUGGGCUUCCUUCCAUGAAGUAAGAAAUACGGUGUAUUUCCUACACUAGAGUUGUACACUCUAUUCUCCGUAUGGACCACAUAGCGCCAGGCCUCAGACCAAUAUUUCUGGGGUAGCCCUGCGUCCCACAGGAUCGCAGACACAGCUUCCUGCACCGUCCUGUUCUUUCUCUCUGCCAGCCCAUUCUGUUGCGGAGAGUAAGGAGCGGUCAGUCUGUGGCUAAUCCCCUUCUCCCUAAAGAAAUCCUGUAAAGCAGAACCAGUGAAUUCAGCACCUCUGUCACUUUGAAAACCACAAACUUUGGUGGAAAAGGUUACCUCAACUGUGGUGAUCCAAUCCCUGAUCAUUUUAGCCGCCUCCCCUUUCGUUUUCAGAGAGAAGGACGUGUUGAUUUAAAGCAGAGUCUGUCGUGCCCAGCGGAAGGAUGAGGAAAAUGUGUUACAUACUCUAUAUUGCUUUAUUUACAGUUCAAAGCUGGUAUAUUACAGAAAGACAUCUUGCCUCUGUCGAAGCAGAAAAAUGCAUCCUCUCUCCUCAACAGCUCGGAGAGAAUCACACAGUGAAAAACAGGAAACCAGUGUACGUCACAUCCAGUCUCCCUUUCCCGUGAGAAACUCCAACAGUAACUCUGACUGUGGAAUGCAAACACCUGUCUUGUGACUGCAGUUGCUGCACAGUGAAGGAAAGCAGAAACCAACAUCCUCCCCCUUUCUGUGAACAUCACUGGGCAGCGUGUUCGUACAAUAUCAGUACAAACCCAACUUCUGCACAUAGGUACAGUGUUGAUCCCUUGAUACAAUCUUGGACAAUACAUCAGCAGGAAUUUCAUUACCUGGCAUAUAGGACACCGUUACGAGUCCCUUCUGAAUACAUUCCCUUGCAUGCUGCAAUUUUAAUUGCAAGUGCUUUGUGCUUAGCUUACAACCUUCAGACUUCAGCAAAGCCAAACAUGCUUUGUUGUCCUGGUAAACCUGGAUUGGACAUUUGACAGGAAUUUUCAUAUCUUUGCACAAUUGUACUAACCAUUCACAAUCCUUAAGUGAAUAAGACAGUGCAUUCAGUUCGGCUUCACAAGUACUUAAGCUAACUGUUGUUUGCUUCUUGCAUGACCAAUCAAACAGACUCUGAUUGUACAUGUAGCAAACUCCAGACGUACUUUUCCUGUCUGUAGCGUCACUUCCAAAACUUGCAUCUGCAAAUAUCUCAAGACCACCAGACUUCUGAUUGUUAAAUCUCAGUCUGUAAUGCAUAGUGCCUUUCAAAUACCGCGCUAUGCGUUUCAGAGCUUUCCAAUCCUUGACACUAGGAUUGUUGACUUGUCUGCUUAGCAAAUUACAGCUAACAGCAAUGUCUGGUCUUGAACAUCUGGCAAUGAAGUUUAGCUUGCCUAGCACACUCCUGUACAGUGUAGUGUCAGAAAAUGCUUCUUCAGUGUCAUCUACCUGAUAACCUGUUGUCAUCGGUGUGUCUACAGGGUUAGCAUCCAUCAGAUUUAGUUUGCUUAACACAUCAGCAAUUUUCCGUGACUGGUGUACUAGAAUGUUACCAUCUUGAUCUCUCUCAUUUCCAGAGAUAGGUAGUUGUUUACCUCACCAAGAUCUUUCAUGUCAAAGUGCUCUUUCAGUUGAGCUAGGGCGCUAUUGUACAUUGCAACAUCUUUCCAAAAGAAUAAUAAAUCAUCAACAUAAAACAAACAGUACAGUUUCUUUUGCCCCUCCUCUUUGACAAAUACACAUGGAUCAGCUUUCCCUUGCUGAAAACCUAGAGAAAACAAUACUUCAGUGAGUUUUGUGUGCCAACACCGUGCACUUUGUUUGAGACCAUAAAGGGAUUUCUUCAGAGCACAAACAAAUCCCUGUUUUACCUGUACGCCAUCAGGUGGAAGCAUAUAAAGUGAUUCAUCUAGAGAUCCGUACAGAAAAGCUGUAUUAAUAUCAUGGUGACUAAUGUGCAGAUUUUCCUCUGCAGCUAGCUUAAGCAUAAGCCUAAUGCUUUCAUAUCUCACUGUGGGUGAAUAGGUCUCGUGAUAGUCUUCACCUGGUACCUGUGCAAAACCUCUGGCUACCAAUCUGGCUUUGUGUCUGACUAUCUUGCCAUUUUGAUCUGUCUUCGCUUUGAAGACCCAUUUGCUUCCAAGCAGUUUCAUUCCUGGAACUACUGGAACUAGCUCCCAUGUUUUGUUCCUUUCUAAGGAAUCAAGCUCAGCCUUCAUGGCAUUUAACCAUGGCUUAGCUUCCUUUGAAUCCAAACCCUGGAUUUCUUGGAAACUUGAAGGUUCAAAUACCUUCUUGGAGCUUUUAACAGCUGUUACUGCUAUCUUAGCAAACUCAUCAGCAAAUCUCUUUGGAGGUUUGCCUUUUGUGGCUCUCUGUGACCUACGAAUUAGCCUUAAGUCUUCAACACUCUCCUCUUCCUUCUUAGGAGAAAAACGACCUAUUGUGAACAAUGGUUCCUCCAAUUCUUGAUCAGAGCUUUCAGAGGGUCGCAUAGAGGCUUUCGCACUCUGAAAUCCUCUGAAUCACCCGAUUCAGUUUCAGAUUCAGACUCAGAACCUUCAUCAGUGGGUGUGGGCUGUUGUGGUUGCUUUUGACUAUCCUCAGUCUCAUCACCGUCAUCAGGAUAACAUCGGAAAAUUCCCACAUUCUCCCCCCACUUUGCAUUGUACUCAACACUUCUCGUGAGCUUAAUUGUCUUAGAGUCAGUCAUCAUUAUUCUGUAAGACCCUUUCUGAUAACCUAGAAAGAUACCAUGCAAUCCACGCUUGUCUAACUUGGAGUUUUGUGGUGAGCGAACCCACAUGUCAGAACCAAAAUCUUCAUGUGUUUGAUGUAUGGCUUCUUGCCAAACAUCUUCUCAUAGGGGGUACAACCAAUCGCUGAAGAUAAUCUGCGAUUGUAACUGUAAACAAAACACGAGAGAGAUUCGGCCCAAUAACUCUCUGGAAGAUUGGCAUCAUGCAGCAAGGUUUUUAACCCUUGAAGCAAAGUCUGAUUUGCCCGGUCCGCAAGUCCAUUCUGCCAUGGCGAGCGAGGACUAGACAAAUCGUGUUGAAUUCCUUUCUCAGUCAGAAAAGCUUCAAACUGCUGAGAAGUGAAUUCCCCGCGAUCACUGAAAAGAGUCUUUAUCUUCUUACCAUGCACAUUUUCCAACCAAGCACAGAAUUCCUUGAACCUAGGAAAAGCCUCCGAUUUCUGCUUGAGAUUGUACACAAAAAUAUAUCUAGAAAAUGCAUCAAUGAGAACCAUGAAGUAUCUAUUUCUACCUAAAGAGGGCGCUAGUGGUCCAACCAAAUCAGCAUGAACAACCUGGUAUGGUUCUGUAGCUUUCCUACUAGACACCUUACCUUUCGCAGCCAUUUUCACCUUGUUUGCUGCGCAUGCUUUGCACUUCAUGUGGUACCUGCAGGGUUUAAUAGUCAUACCUUCAACCAAGGCAGGCAUUUUAGAUACUGCCUCAAAAUGCAAAUGACCAAAUUUGCGAUGAAAAUCGUGAAUACAUUCUGCAUGCAAACUUUUGUUAGAACCUGCAAUGCAACAAGUGUCAUCCUGCACCACAUCAUCAUAAUACAAAACAAACAAACGAUCAACAUAUUCUGCAUGCAAUACAUAAUCAUUUUUCUUGGUGAUGAUGCACUUCUUGUUCUUGAAGGAAACGUCAAUGUUCCGCUCAUUCAGCUGUCCAACGCUGAGCAGAUUAUGUUUGGCGUCUGGCACGUAAAGCACAUUCUGUAUCGAUAAGUCCAAACUGUGAAGAACAACAGUUCCGUAGCCUUUACUGGGAAUAGUGUGGUCAUCCGCCUGGUGAAUCGCACCUUCCUGCGGUGUAAAAGACACAAACAGUUUCUUAUCGUUGCACAUGUGGUGGGUGGCCGCUGAAUCUACAACGAAGAAAGAUCUAGACGUCUUCUGGACCUCUGCAACCUUUGGAGUGAAGCGUGAAACCAUAGCCUUGUGCUGCGUUGUCCUAGACACCGGACCUUUGCCUUUGCCUCGGCCUUUUCCGCGCGAUGAGCUUUCGCUGCGCUGCUCUGUCUUGGCCCUGGGAUGUCUGCAUUCCCUCUUCAUAUGGCCUAGACGUCCACACGAGUAGCAUUUGACUGCCUUCAAAGCUUUGGCGCCAUCUGGUGGUUCCACUGCACUAUGGGAUGACGUCUGUGAAGACUCCCCCUUGCCCAUGCAGCUAGCACCCCGGCGAUCUGCUUCAUUUAAAAUCACGGCAGUAACAAAGUCCACUGUCAGCUGAGCAGUUGGUUGCACAGCAAUCUGGGUUGCAACAGACUCCCAACCUGAACCCAAAGAUUGUAGUAUCAUGAAAGAAUACACAGCCUCUGGAAAGUUGAGUCCUCUCUGUUGCAGCUCAUGUCUCAGAUUUUGCAUCUCCAUCAGAUGUAAACGUACAUCUCCACCUUCAGCAAGAGCCAUAUUAUGCAGCUUGUUAAAAUAAAACAUAGUGGAUCCCGCUUCUGUCCUUAAGUGAGCCUCUUUCAGAGCGUCCCAAAUUUCUCUGGCUGAGGUCUUAUCACGCAAUAGACAGAGCUCUUCUGGGGAUACUAUCAAUGUAAGAGUUCCCCCUUGCUUUGGAAUCCUUAGCUUCCCAUGCAUCUGUAACUGGAACUGGGGGGGUUUCUGUAAUCACCUCAAACAAACCCUCUUUCCGCAGAAUUGCCUCUGCAUACUGAACCCAGUCGCUAUAAUUUUUCUUGUUGAGCUUAGGAAUCCCACAAGCAUCCUGAAGGGCCAUCAUGACUCUGGCAUUAGCCUUCAGCGUCAUAUGCUGCUUUAAAUCUUGCUGCGUCACUGCUGCAGCUGCCUUAUCCAAAGGCGCACUUAAAAGUUACUUUCGAUUUCCCCAGCAUAGUGACUUGUGCCUGGGAGCCUUUGCCUAUUCCCGGCAAAACCGGCUUUAAAAGUUCAAAGUCCAGCCAUAAAGCCAUUAACUUGAAGCUGGCAGGCUGCCCGGAGCAGUAGCACAUACCUCAUCAAUCACUUCUACGCGCAGAGCAGAUUCCUUUCCGAUCCGUCCCUCUGCAUUCCGAUCCUUUGCCGGCACUCCGAUUCGACCUCUGGAGCCCAUAACCACGUGUUGAUUUAAAGCAGAGUCUGUCGUGCCCAGCGGAAGGAUGAGGAAAAUGUGUUACAUACUCUAUAUUGCUUUAUUUACAGUUCAAAGCUGGUAUAUUACAGAAAGACAUCUUGCCUCUGUCGAAGCAGAAAAAUGCAUCCGCUCUCCUCAACAGCUCGGAGAGAAUCACACAGUGAAAAACAGGAAACCAGUGUACGUCACAUCCAGUCUCCCUUUCCCGUGAGAAACUCCAACAGUAACUCUGACUGUGGAAUGCAAACACCUGUCUUGUGACUGCAGUUGCUGCACAGUGAAGGAAAGCAGAAACCAACAGGUCCAAGCAGACCUCGAAAAAUCAUCAAUCAAAAGCAGAGAAUACUUCGAACCUCCCAGUGACUCAACAGACAUGGGUCCACACAAAUCUGCAUGAAUUAAUUCAAAGGGUUGUGUGGUCUGCCUCUCUGAUUUUGGAUAUGAGCAUGUCACAACUUUCGCCUGUUUACAUGCAUUGCAAUCUAGAAAUUUGUCACAAACAUUAAAUUUGCACCCUUGUGUCAGCUCUGGUGCUUUCUGGAGAUAUUUCCAAUUCAAAUGGGCGAAGCGUCGGUGCCAAAUAUGUGAACAACCAUUGUGGGGUGCUACAUUCACACAUUGGCCCUUCGCAUCUUCGGUGUCAUCUUCUCCUGUGGAAAAGGCACAUUUACAGCAAACAAAUUAUCUUUAGACUGCACUGUGUACACGUGUUUCCCAUCCUUGGAGAAUUCACAUUUGUCACCUGCAAAAGAAAUUUGAAAACCAUUGAUCAGUAGAUCAUGCACACUUAACAAACAGUUAGUUAAACCGGGCACUGCAUAAGCUUUGACUUCAUGCUUAAGGAAAGGACAGAAGAACAGUCCUGUCUCUGUUAGCCUUUUUCUGCUCCCAUCUGCAAACGUAACAUACUUCUCAGUUUUUACUGUCCUGCAAUUCCUCAAAAGAUCAGGAGAUGGCACCAACGAAUUUGAGGCACCAGAGUCUAUUAUUACAGUGAGAAAGUCUUGUUGUUUACAUUUCUGGGUCGCCAGGGCAACAAUCUCCUCACUACCCCCCUCCUUGGGGCUUCUGCAGAUGUCCUCUCUGGUUGUCACGGCAACAGACUCCCCCUGGCAGGAAGACUUGCCCACGACCUUCACAGCUUCCGUAGAUGCAACUCUCUCAGUUGCCAUGGAGACUGGACUUGUCUCGGCGUUCCCACACAACUCUGAAGCUCUUAUCUCUACUUGCUGCAGGUGGCUGACCUUGAAGCCUCUAGCUCUUUUCAGCUUCCCAGGCUCCGACUCACGACGUAAACAACUCUUGGCAGCUUUUGGAGAAAGAGGCGUCUCUGAGCUUUCACUGCUCACUGCCCCCCCACUGCUCACGGGGUCUCCAGGACGUUUUCCUGCACCCCCUCUGAUGGGUGAAGGGCUCCCAACACUUGGCCUCUCUCCAGGCUCCUCACACAGACACGUUGCAGCAUCCACACAGCUCCCAGGCUCAGCAAAAGCACAAGCAGCAUUAACAGCAACAGCAACAGCAACAGUCCCUUCGCCCCCCUGUGGGGGCUCCCAGCUCCUCCCAGCUGUGUAUCGGCUCUCAAGAAUGUGGCCGGCGCCAUCUUGCCUCUCCCUUUCGGAUGCAGCCACUUCUCGGCCCUUGCUUCCCACUCCAGCUCCACAAGCUUCUUGGAGUGCUAGCCAAGCGGCCUCUGGCUUUCUUGCACCCAGGACAACAGGCACCAGAUGAGCAUCCACACUUUCUGCCAAAAAAGCAAGCACACGCUUCUCAACUUCACUUUGCUCUGCAGCCCUCGUAGCCUCUGCUUUCCCAGCUGCAUUCUGUGGGGGGUGAAUUACAUUCCACAGCUGCUCCCCCACCAGCAAAAGCUCCACUUGAAAGCUCCACUGCAGCCAAUUUUGGCUAGUCAGUUUCUGACAUGGCAGUUUAAGCUCAAAGCCAUGUUCACAGGGCUGAGCCAUUGCCUCCCUUCUGUUGGCUUUUUCCAAAGGGUACUCACUCACUCAGCCAAACUGGGAACUCCGGAUGACGUGGCUCUCAGCUCCCUCUCCAUCAGCCUCCUCCGAUCUGCCCUUUGAAGUCUUGCUUGGCAGUCGAUCAAGCUGACGAUCAGCAAAUAAAGCUUCAAAGCCCUUUCUCACACGCUUCACGUUGACCCAUAACCAUGUUAGGUAGAUUUAUUGCUUUAUUGUUCGGCGUCCGGCACGCUUCCCCUGCACGCCUCUGCAGGUCGUAAAGCAAUUAGCAGAAUUGCACAGCGUCCGUGUUGAAAGGGCAGUAAAAGAAGUCCCACACGUUUCUUCUGUCCUAGUAGCACUUUAUUUGCUCAAAAGUAGCAUAUUUACAAGCAAGAAAUUCCAUCUGAUUCAAGCUGCAUUUUUCUCUGCGUCCUUCUCUCUCAGUGUGCAGCUGCGUAGCAAAGCUGCUUUCACUUUUCACUCAGCUCACAGCAUUCCAAGCUGCUUUCGUCACGUCCUGGCUUACUUCCCUUGUAAGCGCCUCCUCUCAGCCUCGAGACACAGAAGGUUAACCCUUCACUACACCCAACACGUAUUGUUCAAAAGCUGCUACUUAAAAAUCCAAAAUGGAGUUCCAGGUUUCUUAAAUGAGGGGUUGUUGUGGUUCCUAUCCAGAAGACAAUACUGUGGUACCUCAGGUUACAUACGCUUCAGGUUACAUAUGCUUCAGGUUACAGACUCCGCUAACCCAGAAAUAGUACCUCGGGUUAAGAACUUUGCUUCAGGAUGAGAACAGAAAUCGUGCUCCAGCGGUGUGGUGCUACCUAAAGUGGUGCUUCAGGUUAAGUACAGUUUCAGGUUAAGUGUGGAGCUCCGGAACGAAUUAAGUACUUAACCCGAGGUACCACUGUAUAAGAAGAAUAACCCCUAUGAGCCAAGCCCUCUUGUAGUCCCAUGCUUUUUUUAAUAAAAAAAAUGGUAUUUAUUAAAAUUUCAAAAAAAUACAAGGAUUACACAAAAACAAAAAAUAAAAAUACAGAAAAAUACAAAAUACAGCAAGAAGAAUAAAAAAAACCCUUAUUAAGAUAUAACAAAGCAAUGAAAAAUAGAAAGAAACAAACAAAAUAAAAACAGUUAAAAACACAUUAAUUUUCCAUAGCAUAUCUUCCUUACACUUAUUUCCCCGGACCUCCUCAUACCUCCCUUUUUGUAUUCCAGUUCAGUUUGUUAGUUCAGCAAAUCCUUACCAUUAAACUUUUACCCAUUUAUAAACCUUUUUCAUACCUUUUUCCAUUUGGCCUCCAUAUUGAGCCUUUUCAGAGCUUUUGCUUCCAUUGGUGACAGCCACCUUGGGGUUUUAUUUUCCAAUAAAUCUUUAUAUCUUAUCCAGACAUUAAACAAUGCUUUCCUGACAAUAUGAUUUUUGAAUGCUUUGUGUGCUUUGACCUUAUCAUACCAUAAAUAUGCAUGCCAUCCAAAUACGUUGUUAAAACCUUCUAAAUCCAAAAUGUCUGUGUUUUCAAGAAGUAGCCAUUCUUUCAACCAGCAAAAAGCUGCUGAUUCAUAGUAAAGUUUAAAGUCUGGCAGGGCAAAUCCACCCCUUUCCUUUGCAUCAGUUAAUAUCUUAAAUUUUAUUCUGGGCUUCUUGCCCUGCCAGACAAAUCUAGAAAUCUCUCUCUGCCACUUCUUGAAACAGUCCAUCUUGUCCACAAUUUGCAAUGUUUGAAACAAAAACAGCAUUCUAGGCAAUACAUUCAUUUUUAUCACAGCAAUACGACCCAACAGUGAAAGCUUCAAAUUUGACCAGAUUUCUAAAUCUUUUUUCACUUCCGUCCAACAUUUUUCAUAAUUAUCUUUAAAUAAGUUCCCAUUUUUGGCUGUCAUAUUAAUUCCCAAAUAUUUCACUUUCUUUACCACCGUCAAUCCUGUCUCAUUCUGAAACCUAUCUCUUUCAAUCGGUGUUAAAAUUUUCUCUAAAACCUUAGUUUUUAACUUGUUCAAUUUAAAACCUGCCACUUGACCAAAUUCUUGAAUUAAUUCUAAAACUCUUUUGGUACUAGAUUCUGGCUCCUGUAACGUCAAUACUAAGUCAUCUGCAAAUGCUCUCAGUUUGUACUGUUUGGCUCCGACCUGUAUACCUUUAACCAACAGGUCCCUUCUAAUCAUGUUUAGCAAAACCUCCAGGACCGAUAUAAAAAGCAGUGGGGAGAUUGGGCACCCCUGUCGUGUCCCUUUUUCUAUCUUAAAUUCUUCCGUGACCACAUUAUUUACAAUUAAUUUAGCCUUUUGUUCAGAAUAUAUUGCACCUAUACCAUUUUCAAAACCUUGGCCUACCCCCAUCCCAUGUAGGUUCUUCUUCAUAAAACUCCAAGAGAUAUUAUCAAAAGCUUUCUCCGCGUCCACAAAUAUCAAAACUGCUUUAGUGUUUAUAUUCACUUCUAAUUUUUCCAAGAUAUCAAUUAUAUUCCUCAAAUUGUCAGACAAGUGUCUUCCCGGGAGAAAGCCCGCUUGAUCUUUAUGGAUCUCUACCAUCAAUACUUUUUUCAAUCUCUUGGCCAAAAUAUCUGCAAAAAUUUUGUAAUCCACAUUAAGUAACGAUAUAGGGCGGUAGUUCUUAAGCUGGGUCUUUUCAGUCUCUGUUUUCGGUAUAAGUGUAAUAUAUGCCUCUUUCCACGACUCUGGCGCCCUUUUCCCUUCCAAUAUUUCAUUGCAGACUUCCUUCAAAGGUUGCAGUAACCACUCUUUCAAAGAUCUGUAGUAUCUAGAAGUCAGCCCAUCCGGUCCUGGAGAUUUGCCCAGUUGCAUAUUUUGUAUGGCACCUUCUACUUCCUGUUCAGAUAUUUUAUAGUUCAACAUUAAUUUACUUUCUUGAGAGAUUUUUUGUAAUCCAUUUGUCUUCAAAAAUUGGUCUAUGUCCAUUUCUUUCUGUGGCCCUUGUGUAUAUAAUUGUUUAAAGUACCUCUGGAAGCAAUUUCUAAUCUCAAUUGGGUUAUGUAUACUCUUUCCUUCCACUUCUAGGUUUGUAAUAGUAUUUAAUUUUUGUCUUUUUUCAUUUGCCAGGCCAACAAUUUCCCACAUUUGUUAGCUGAUUCAAAUGUUUUUGUCUCAUUUGUUUAAUUUUCCAUUCUAUUUCCUGAUUCAUCAUUUCCAUAUAUUGUACUUGAUACAAUUUUAUUUCUCUCAAAAUCUCCUGGGACUUUGGUUUUGCUCUCAAUUUCUUCUCCCCUUCUUUUAUUUUCUCCAAAAUUUUAUCUUUCUUCUCAUUUUGACUUCUCUUCUUUAUUGCAUUCUGUUGUAUCAGAAACCCUCUCAUAACAGCUUUGCUUGCGUCCCAGAUUACUCUUUUUUCUACGUUGGUAUUCAUGUUUAUUUCAAAGUAGUUCCUCAAAGUUUUUUGGGCCUUUUUGUACACUUCUUCAUCUCUAAAUCAGGUGUCAUUCAUCCUCCAUCUGAAGGAUCCGGUUGUUGUUUGUUUCAUCUCCAUCCUUACGGCGUUAUGGUCAGAGCAGGUUUUUGGGCAGAUUUCUACUUUCUUUAUCUUUGGUGCCAUUCCUCUAGUUAUCCAUAUUUGGAUGUCAUCUUGGCUUCAGAAAAGAAAGUUCCCUCUCUUCCCAGGGGGUUCUUUACUCUCCAAAUGUCCACUAAGUCCAUGUUGUCUGUCAUCUCAAAGAAUGUUUUCGGUAAUCUACCAUCCUUGGUAACUACCUGUCUUUGUGCCUUGUCCAUAUUUGUAGAUACUACUCCAUUCAUAUCCCCCAUCAAGAUCAAAUUGUAGUCCAAAUAAUCCAGUAAAAUCUGAUGCAACUUUUUAUAGAAUUCAGAUUUCCCCUCAUUCGGUGCAUAGAUUCCUACAAUCAAAAAUUUCUCUCCUUGUACUUGAAUUUCAAUUGCCAAAAAUCUUCCUUGGUCGUCUUUAAAGAUAAAUUUCGGUGAUAGUCUCUCCUUUGCAUAUAUCACAACUCCUCUUUUUUUUACUUUGUCAGAUGAAACAAACUCCUGUCCUAAUCUUUUAUUAAUCAGUAACUUCCUAUGUGCCCUUGUUAUAUGUGUUUCUUGUAAACAAAUCAAGUCCCAUGCUGUCCAACCAUGGCAGAGCUCAGUGGCAGGAGUGGCCAGCCAACCAGUCAAGUCUCAGGGUGGGUGGGUAUUUGCCUGGAAGCAGAGUCUGUACGCAAAGUUCACCCCAGUCCUAAAGUCAGGAGGAUCUCAGUUCACAAAGUCAAACAGUCCAGAGGAUCAAGGAAGCUGAGAGUCCAGGGUCACAAGAAGCAAAAAGCAGCAAGGUCUGGCCAGGAAAGAUAGAUGUUGUUUCUAGCAACGGACUGAGGCUGGAGCCAUCUGGUUCUCCUCACGAGCAAGAAGGUUGAUCAGCAGCAGUUGGAGUCACUCUGCCUUCUGCUCCUUCAGGCUGCUGCUCAGCAGGUGAAGCCGACUCCUGGCCCAUGACAAGCCCUUUGUGCUGACAGAAGAAGAAGAAGAAGAAGAAGAAGAAGAAGAGGAGGAGGAGUUUGGAUUUGAUAUCCCGCCUUUCACUCCCCUUCAGGAGUCUCAAAGCGGCUAACAUUCUCCUUUCCCUUCCUCCCUCACAGCAAACACUCUGUGAGGUCAGUGAGGCUGAGAGACUUCAGAGAAGUGUGACUAGCCCAAGGUCACCCAGCAGCUGCAUGUGGUGGAGCGGAGACACGAACCCAGUUCCCCAGAUUACGAGACUACCGCUCUUAACCACUACACCACACUGGUUUUCACUUAAGCACUGCAUCUUGUUCUGAGAGCCAGGCUACUGUUUGGUUGUAUUUGUGGACAUUGGUAUUACUCCGUUGCCAAAGGACAGAAGGAUGGCAAUAACUUUGGGCUGAAUCCUUUUAAGUUCUACUCAGAGUGGACACACGCAAAUCAAUGGUCCUAUCAUAGUCAUGUCCUUUAAUUGUAGUGGAUCUCCUCUGAAUAUGACUUAUUUUGGAGGCAGCCCGUUGUCUCCCCCGCACCUUCUCCCAAUUUAUGUAAAAGCAAGGCCUCUCUGACCCCUGACAUACAUUCGGAUGCUGCCAAGGUGUAGCCUCCUCCCACUGGGUGAGCAAAGCCAGUUGGUCAUUGACUUUUGCUUACGUACAGAUGGGCAGAUGCUCCCACGCCCAGGUGUUUUUCAUAAGAGUCUCUGGAUCCUCAGCAGUACCUAAAUUUCCUCUUCAGAGUGAGCUGCAGAGGAUACUGAGGAGCAGGAGAACCCCAUCAGGGUGAGUCUGUAAGGAACAGAAAUGUGAUGUGAGCUGGCCAUGGGGGAUGACUCAGAAAAUUACCAAAAACUGGAACCACAGCAACUCUAGACCACAAAUCAGAGUGCCUCUAAAAAAUGAAUGAGAAAGGGAGAAUAGGUAGAAGAUCUGCCAUAGGAAUGGAAAUCAGAAACUUGAGUUCUAGCAGUGUCAGUAUAUAUAUAUAUAUAUAUAUAUACCCACCUACCCACACAUACCCCUUUUUGUGGGAGGUUUGGAGGUCUUUGGAGAUUUGAAUGAUAACCCCUUCUGCCCAACCGUACAGCAGUAGUUGUGGAGAAGCUUCACCAAUAGUACAGUUUGGCGAUGCUUUGAGUAACUGGGUGUGGAUGCCCCAGCAGAUUUGAACAAGAAGGGGACUCUCUUCAAUUUCUCCAUUUAGGGUGUAGCUGUUAGGAUAGAUGUGCAUGAUCGAGGGAUGGCUUGUGUUAUUUUAUUUAUAUUUAUUGUUUAUUUAUUUAAUAAAAAAUAUUUUUAAAAACCUGCAAAGUGGUUUUCCAAAACAAAAAACAAAAAAACCACAAGCAGUAGAAUCAAGAAAAAUUAACAAUCCUACUUUAAAACAUACAAAAGCUAAAAUAUUAAGACUGAAAUUACUUCAACUUCCUAAGCAUCUAGGUAUGCUUGCCUAAAGAAGAAUGCUUUUAGCAGGUGCCCGAAAAGAGUCUCGCAAAGGCACGUGCUUUGUUGCAAUAGGCGGGGAGUUCCAAAGUGCAGGUACUGUCACAGUAAACAAUGCGGUACAGAUAUUAUGUGGAACCUGUAGUAGUGCUUGAAACUACUGAAGGGGAGGUUUUAUUUAUUGUGAUUUCACCAUGCUCUGUAUUAUCCGAAAAGGAAAACAUUUAUUUAAAAAAACAGGACUGCACAGCAGCAAUCUAGUCUCAUCAUGAUGAGUGGGACUUAUUCCCGAGCCCACGGUGCAUAAGAUGGGCUGCAAUCCUAUGCACCCCUUGCAUCCAACUUGUGCCUAAAACUCUGCACAAGCCUGCACCAGAGAAUUGUAGAGUUGGAAGGAACCCCUGAAGGUCAUUUAGCCAAACCCCAGCCUUGGGGAGAGGGGGUGGGAAUGUACAGUUUGCUGUACUUAGCCUUGAGAUGGGAGUCUGAAAGGGCUUAAAAAAUAAAAGUCUUGUGUCUAGGAAUAUUUUUCUGCAAAAGCAUCAGACAGCUUGUCAAAAGUGUGAACUUCAUUAGUAGACCCUAUUUAAAGGAAUUGGUCAGUUAGCCACAGAAUUGCUUUGCUGAUUUUUCUCAUCUUCUUUUAAUUACACAACUGCUUUUGGGGGGUCCUAGCUUCAUGCAGGGAAGAUUGGGGGCAAAGGGGAGGCUGCCCUGCUUGAGCUCCUCCUCCUGGUGCCACGCAUGGGCAAAACUGGGCGGUGGCACUGCCACUGUCCCAAAAGCUCCGCUUUUGGGGGAAGCAGAGGCUUUUCAGAGGGGGAUUGGGGCCUGAAGGGGGUGCGCAGGACAGGCAGCGGCCUUGGCAGGCUUUCCCAGCAGCCCAGAAAGUCGGCCUAUGUGAAGAAAAUGAGACUAGGCCGAGUAGAUUCGGCCUUGCCUUGCCUUCGCCCCGCCCCCAACCCAGCUGGCCAAUCGGCUGCAUGCAGGAGGCGGGGUGAAGGCAAGGCAAGGCCUAAUCUACUCAGCCUAGUCUCAUUUUCUUCACAUAGGCCGACUUUCCGGGACCCGGGAAGCCCGGCAGAGGUUAGGGCAGUAGGGCGGUUCAUAAAAAAACCUUUUUUUUAAAAAAAAAUGCCUGCUCCAAAGGUCUUAUCUUACUUAUAUAUAUAUGAUCUUACUAGGGAUUGUAUAGCUAUAUCUGAAAUUUCAUGAAUAUCAGUUAAUAUCUUGACCCUGCUCCACUGAAUUGAAAUUUCAGCCUUCACUACAUACGAAAACGGCUGAGUAAACAGCUAUUUUUGUGGAGGAGGGUCAAGAUACUAACUGAUAUGCACGAAAUAUCAUAUAUAGUGGUACCUCGGGUUAAGAACUUAAUUUGUUCCGGAGGUCCGUUCUUAACCUGAAACUGUUCUUAACCUGAAGCACCACUUUAGCUAAUGGGUCCUCCUGCUGCUGCCGUGCUGCCCAAUUUCUGUUCUCAUCCUGAAGUAAAGUUCUUACCCAAGGUACUAUUUCUGCGUUAGCGGAGUCUGUAACCUGAAGCGUAUGUAACCUGAAGCGUAUGUAACCCAAGGUACCACUGUAUAGCUAUAUAAUCCCUAGUGUAGUAAGAUAAGACCUUUGGAGCAGGCAUUUUUUUAAAAAAAGUUUUUUAUGAACCGCCCUAGUAGGGCAGUAAUUGUUCCUUGAUAAUUUGUCACCACCCUCCGUAAUGGCACCUGGGGUGGCCUGCCCCCCCUGCCCCCCUUCCUACGCUGCUGCCCCAUGCCACUCCUAUUUCUGAUUCUUUCAGCUGCAGCCGCUAUGCCUUGUUUCCGGACUUCACCCUCCUCCUUGUGCCUCCUCCUCUUCCUCCUGGCUUCCAGCUCUGCCUCUGAAGAUGAUACUGUGGUGGUCACCAGCAGCGGUCCUAUUAGAGGCAAACGGCUCCCAGCUGGUCCUGGCUCUGUGACCGCUUACCUGGGCAUCCCCUAUGCUGAGCCCCCCAUAGGCAAACUGCGUUUCCAGAAGCCGGUUCCACAUCAGCCGUGGAGCCAGGUCUUGGAGGCCACCACCUUUGGCGACUCUUGCCUUCAGUUUAAUAACGAUUCCUUCCCUGAUCGACCCAUAUGGACUCCAAACACACCACUUUCAGAGGACUGCCUCUUCCUCAACAUCUGGGUGCCCCAUCCACGACCAGUCACACCAGUGCCCAUCCUCCUAUGGAUCUACAUUUUUCAUAAUUAUCUUUAAAUAAAUUCCCAUUUUUUGCUGUCAUGUUAAUCCCCAGAUAUUUAACUUUCUUAACCACUGUUAAGCCUGUCUCAUUCUGAAACCUCUCUCUCUCAAUCGGUGUUAAGUUUUUCUCUAAAACCUUGGUUUUUAGCUUGUUCAAUUUAAAUCCUGCAACUUGACCAAAUUCUUGAAUCAAUUCUAAAACCCUUUUAGUACUAGAUUCUGGCUCCUGUAACGUCAAUACUAAAUCAUCUGCAAAUGCUAUCAAUUUGUACUGUUUAGCUCCGACCUGUAUACCUUUAACCAACUGGUCCCUUCUAAUCAUGUUCAGCAAAACCUCCAGGACCGAAAUAAAAAGAAGUGGGGAAAUUGGGUGUCAGGGAACUGACAUCAGAGCGGGAGGCGAAGGGGAGGCUCCUGGAUGAUGCUGGAGAAGGACCCAGCAGCAGGGGGAGAGGCGACUCAGUGGAGGGGGAAGCAUUUAAGCGCAACACCAGGAACAAAAGUGAGCAGAUGGGCAACCCGGAGAGAGGGCUCACGGACUCUUCACUGGAACUCAGUGAGGAGGGGACAGGUCCCCACUACCCACGCCCACCCUGCGCAGAAGGCUCCCGCGCAGUGAGAGGCGGAGGAGAUUGGGUGUCAAACAACUCUUAUGUUGGAAGAGAUUCAAGAAACGCCCACUGACGGAUUCUGCUAGUGACUGAGACAGUCAUGAUGAGAAAGGGCUGUGCAGUCAGAAAGGUUUAACAAGGCAAAUUAGCCUAGAGAGGCACCAGUUUACGCACGAGUAACUCAUACUCAUUACAGCAAUCCGUCAGUCCCUGAAAAGUUGCUCGUGCGCAGCAGCAGGCAGGCAGCAUCAUGAGCAAGCCCGGAGAAGCAGGCACCCAAGGGGGAGCAGCUGGAGGGCAAACGCUGGAGGAGAGGAACCGAGAUUUGGAGCAGCAUGUGGCCAUUCUGACGGCACGGCUGGACGAAAGGCGGUCUCAAGAUGCACAGGUCAGACCCACCCCCAUAGCAAGGAAGGUACCGGGACUGGUGCACAAGUUUGGGGGGAAGCCGCAAGAAUACAGUGCGUUUAGAACGGAAAUAGAGUACGCAUUGGAAUUGCAGCAUAACGAUUUUGAAGACGACGCGGCGCGGGUGGCAUAUGUUGUGGGUCACCUGCAGGACGGGGCCAGGGAAUGGGUCAGACCCCUUAUGGCGACGCAGAAUUCCGCCAUGCAGGACCUGAGGAAAUUCUUCCAAGCAAUGGACGCGAUGUUUUCCACUGAUGUUCAAAAAAGUGUGACAAAGCGGGAAUUGAUGAACUGUAAACAGGGGAGCCAGUCAGUUAGGGACUACUGGUCGCGCUUUGCCAUGAUAGUUCACCGCCUCGGGUGGGAACUGGGCUCCGAACCCAUACAGAUGUUAUUCGAGGAGGGGUUGUCCCCAACGGUUAAGGAUGAACUUUCCCGCGCACCCCGCCCACAGGGGAUGGAUCAGCUGACCAAGGCUGUGCUUGCGAUUGGCGUGCGCCAGGAAGCGCGCGCCCAGGAGAGGCGGGAAGGGAGAGAGCAACGUUGCCAUGACUACCGCAUUCCUGAAAUACCAAGGCAGCCCUCCCCGCCAGCAGAGCCAAUGGAAAUAGAUGGGCGCGCGCGCGGAAGUUUCAAGCACCAGCGAAGGGCGCAAGAAGGAGGGAAAGGAUUGGAAAACCUCCAAAAAGUGUUACCUUUGCCAGCGGCCAGGCCAUUUUGCCAGAGCCUGCCCUCAAAGAAAGGCUUGGCAAGGAAUGGUGGGAACCGCAGGGGGUGAGGAGGAGGUGGUAAAGGAACAGGAACAGGGAAACGGGAACGCUUGGCUGCCAAUCAAAGGGCACAACAGCCAAGCCAGCCACCAGUAAAAGUGCCCCAACCAGACCCCCCCAAGGCGUCAAUAGCCAUCGAAGUGGUGCUAGAACUCCCGAACGGGCACCCAGUCAAGGUGAAAGGCAUGCUGGAUUCAGGCAGCUCAUGUAAUUUCUUCAGCAAGGACUUUGCAUUAGAGCACCAGCUCCACUUACUGCCUUUGGAUUUCCCCUUGCAAGUGACCACCAUUGAUGGCAGGGAGCUUCUAGGAGGGGAAGUGACACACCAAACCCCGCCAAUGAGAAUGAGGGUGUCCAGGCACUUGGAGACCAUCGCCUUUCACGUCGCCUCGCUAGCAGGACCCCCAAUAAUAUUAGGGAUGAGCUGGCUAACACAACAUGAUCCAGUGGUGGCGUGGCAUCAGAGGACAGUCACCUUUGGGUCAGCUUACUGCCUGGAACACUGUCUAGGGGGGGAAGCCCCAAGAAUGACCGUGGCCAGGGUGGCUGGGAUGGCGGUGGAGCGGAAAGGGGAGGUGCCGCCACAAUACGCAGAUCUGCGGGAGGUCUUCAGCGAAAAAGAGGCAGAUAGACUGCCCCCCCCAUAGGCCCUUUGACUGCCAGAUCAACUUGCUUCCGGGGCUCAGCUGCCAGUGGGUAAGCUGUACGCCAUGUCAGACAGGGAGAUGAAGGAGUUGCGAGAAUUUAUCGACAAGAACCUGAAAAGAGGCUUCAUAAGAGAAUCUAAGGCAGUAGGGGGCAGUCCGGUGUUCUUUGUGGACAAAAAGGACACAAAUAAACCCAGGCUCGUAGUGGACUAUAGAGCUGUCAAUUUGGUGUCAGAACACGUGACCUUCCCAAUGCCCAGGAUUGACGACAUUUUAACGCGAGUGAGGAAAGGCAAAAUUUUUACCAAGCUGGACCUCAGGGGCGCAUACAAUUUGAUCAGGAUGAGGGAGGGGGACGAAUGGAAGACCACAAUGUUCACACCCCUAGGUGCCUUUGAGUACUUAGUUAUGCCUUUUGGAUUACAGUCGGGCUCCGCCUGUUUUCAAGCUUUCAUGCACCACGUGUUGGGGUCUCUGCUGUACAAGAACUGCGUAGCCUUCUUGGACGACGUCUUAAUUUAUUCAGACAAUGAAGAACAACAUGUUAGAGACGUCAGGGAAGUGUUACAACGACUGCAGAAGCACCAGUUGUGGGUCAAGCUGGAAAAAUGUCAGUUUCACGCCAGAGAAGUCGAGUUUCUGGGGUACAAGUUGUCUGACAAAGGCUUAGCGAUGGACCCAAGCAAGGUGCAGGCAGUGCUGGAGUGGAAGGCUCCCAAAACACGGAAGGACGUACAGAGGUUCCUAGGGUUCAGCAACUUCUACAGGAAGUUCAUCAAGAACUUCGCCCACUUGACAGCGCCCAUCACGGAUUGUCUCAGUAGCAAAAGAAGUUUGUGUGGACAGAAGAGGCCCAGCAAUCCUUCGAAAAACUGAAGAAGGCGUUCGCAUCGGAAGAGCAACUCCUGCACGUAGAUCUGGAGAAACCCCUGAGGCUAGAGACCGACGCGUCCGACAGAGCCGUAGGGGCGGUCCUUUUGCAGCCAGGGAAGGGAAAGCAGGAAUGGAAACCGUGUGCCUUUUUCUCCAGAAAACUGAGCAAGUCGGAGCAAAACUAUACAGUGUAUGACCGCGAACUGCUGGCAAUCUACGCGGCCUUUCGUUGUUGGCGUCAUCUACUGAUAGGGGCGCAACAACAGAUCCAGGUUUGCACAGAUCACAAGAACUUGGAGUACUGGAGAACCGCACGAGUACUCAACCAGAGACAGAUUCGAUGGGCACAGGAGUUCUCCAAGUUCUUCUUUGAAAUCCGCUACGUGCCCGGAGAAGAAAACGUAAGAGCAGACGCUCUCUCGCGUAAACCGGAGUACCUGGAAGGAGAGGGGCCGCCGGAGAAACGACACGUGAUCCCCAAGGACCGAUGGGUGUGUGGGGGAACUUUGGUGGGGAAACGAGAACUAGCCGGGCUGACCAGAAACGACGUGUUCGCGCAAACUAAAAUCCGGGAACUACGAGACGGAAGAGGGACUCAAGAAGGGUUUGAGGAGAAGGAAGGGGUACUGUACUAUAGGUGAGCGCUGUACGUACCGGGGGAGACCCUGAGGGGAAAGGUACUCAAACAACUCCACGACAACCCCACAGCAGGGCACUUUGGACAGCACAAAACCAUGAUGCUUGUGACCAGGCAGUUCUGGUGGCCCAGGGUGAGGGAGGAUGUACGGGAAUAUGUACGGGGGUGCGACCGCUGCCAAAGGGCAAUCGGGCUGCCCCCACAGGAUUGCUGGAACCCUUACCCACGCCGGGGAAACCCUGGGAGGUGGUAUCCAUUGAUUUUAUGACAGAUUUGCCCAAGUCCCGGGGAAAGACAGCAGUCAUGGUAGUGGUCGACCUCCUGACAAAAAUGUGCCAUUUUAUAGCUUGCUCACAUGCUGUAACGGCAGAGGAAACAGCCCGGUUGUUUGUGGAGCACAUAUUCCGGCUGCAUGGCGCCCCCCUUGAGGGUUAUCUCCGACCGCGGAAAACAAUUUACUUCCCGGUUCUGGAGGAAACUCAUGAGCUUACUGCAGGUGGAGGUGGGCUUCUCGACGGCGAGACACCCAGAGACCAACGGGCAAGCAGAAAGAGCGAACAGUAUAUUCCAGCAAUACCUACGCUGCUAUGUCAGCGAGAGGCAGAACGAUUGGGUAGAAAAACUAGCGCUGGCUGAAUUCGCGUACAACAACGCGGAACACGUGUCCACGGGAAUGAGCCCAUUCAUGGCCAACCAUGGGUGUCAUCCCAGGGCCUUCCCGGGGAGUGGGGAGGAAAGCUGGAGCGUACCUGCCGCAGAGCAGUUUGUGGAAGAAAUGGAGGCCCUACACCAGCAACUUAAGAUGAACUUGGAGCGGGCCAAGGAAACUUACAAGAGGCAGGCAGACAAGCACCGCAGGGAAGGGGAGACCAUACGGGUGGGGGACCGGGUGUGGUUGUCCACCCAAGGGCUACCUUUCAAAGGGGGGUGCAAGAAGUUGCAGCCCAGACGGCUGGGACCUUUUGAGGUAACACAGCAAGUUAAUCCCGUGGCAUUUAAGCUCAAGUUGCCUGAUAGCAUGAAAAUACACCCGGUUUUCCAUAGGUCCCUGCUUUCACCGCAUAGGGAAGGGCGGGAAUUCCAGGGGCAAGAGGGAGAAGUCACCACACACCCGCAGGUAGAAGAAAGGGAACACCACCACAGGGCCACGGAAAUACUGGACUCAAGGUGGCAAGGGCGCCGGGUGGAGUAUUUGGUAGCGUGGGAAGGGGAACCCAGGUCCGAAAACACGUGGGUACCCACGGAAGCCGUCGAGGACUGGUAUCUGGUGGAGGUAUUCCACCGCCGGUUCCCGGACAAACCCAAACCCCUGGAGAGAUUCUGGGAGGAGCAAUUUGGAACCACAGAUGAGGAAGAGGUUUUUGAGGGAUUUUCUGACUCCGAGGAGGGAGGAGAGGUUUCGGAGGAAGAAACAUCAGACGGGGAAGACCACCCCGUUGGUAGGUGGAAGAGCGAUUGGGAAGCGGAUUUCGAACCCACAGAAGAUGGUGACAGUUCCUUCCGGGGUUUCCCCGCCUCCUCGGCCGACGAAGGGGACGAAGUUGGUCCCACAGGUCGGCCCAGGGGUGGAGGGGAUUCUGGGGGGGGAGGUGGAUGUCAGGGAACUGACAUCAGAGCGGGAGGCGAAGGGGAGGCUCCUGGAUGAUGCUGGAGAAGGACCCAGCAGCAGGGGGAGGCGACUCAGUGGAGGGGGAAGCAUUUAAGCGCAACACCAGGAACAAAAGUGAGCAGAUGGGAAAAUCGGAGAGAGGGCUCACGGACUCUUCACUGGAACUCAGUGAGGAGGGGACAGGUCCCCCACUACCCACGCCCACCCUGCGCAGAAGGCUCCCGCGCAGUGAGAGGCGGAGGAGAUUGGGUGUCAAACAACUCUUAUGUUGGAAGAGAUUCAAGAAACGCCCACUGACGGAUUCUGCUAGUGACUGAGACAGUCAUGAUGAGAAAGGGCUGUGCAGUCAGAAAGGUUUAACAAGGCAAAUUAGCCUAGAGAGGCACCAGUUUACGCACGAGUAACUCAUACUCAUUACAUUGGGCAACCUUGUUGUGUCCCUUUUUCAAUUUUAAGUUCUUCCGUCACCACAUUAUUUACAAUUAAUUUAGCCUUUUGUUGUGAAUAAAUUGCACUUAUACCAUUCUCAAAGCCUUGGCCUACCCCCAUGCCCUGCAGAUUCUUCUUCAUAAAGUUCCAAGAAAUGUUGUCAAAGGCUUUCUCCGCAUCGACAAAUAUCAAAACUGCUUUAGUGUUUAUGUUCACUUCUAGUUUUUCCAGAAUAUCAAUUAUAUUCCUCAAAUUGUCAGACAGAUGUCUUCCUGGGAGAAAGCCCGCUUGGUCUUUAUGAAUCUCUUCCAUCAACACUUUUUUAAAAUCUCUAGGCCAAAAUGUCAGCAAAAAUUUUGUAAUCCACCUUAAGUAAUGAUAUAGGGCGGUAGUUCUUAAGCUGUGUCUUUUCAGUCUCUGUUUUCGGUACAAGUGUAAUAUAUGCUUCUUUCCACGACUCUGGUGCUCUUUUCCCUCCAUUAUUUCAUUGCAGACCUCUUUCAAAGGUUGUAUUAACCAUUCUUUCAAGGAUCUAUAGUAUCUAGAAGUCAAACCAUCUGGUCCUGGAGAUUUACCCAAUUGCAUAUUUUGAAUGGCACCUUCUAUUUCCUGUUCAGUUAUUUUGUAGUUCAAAAUUAGUUUAUUUUCUUGAGAUAUUUUUUGUAAUCCAUUUGUUUUCAAAAAUUGAUCUAAAUCUGUUUCUUUCAAUGGCCCUUGUGUAUAUAGUUGUUUAAAGUACCUCUGGAAACAAUUUCUAAUCUCACCUGGGUUCUGUAUAUUCCUUCCUUCCACUUCUAAAUUUGUAACUGUAUUUAGUUUUUGUCUCUUUUUCAUUUGCCAUGCCAACAAUUUGCCACAUUUGUUAGCCGACUCAAAUGUCUUUUGUCUCAAUUGUUUAAUUUUCCAUUCUAUUUCCUGAUUCAUCAUUUUCAUAUAUUGUACUUGAUAUAACUUUAACUCUCUCAAAAUCUCUUGAGAUUUUGGGUUUACUCUCAGUCUUUUUUCACUUUCCUUUAUUUUGUCCAAUAUCUUAUCCUUCUUCUCAUUUUGAAUUCUCUUCUUUACUGCGUUCUGUUGUAUUAGGAACCCUCUCAUAACCGCUUUACUUGCGUCCCAGAUUACUCUUUUCUCCACAUUGGUGCUCAAAUUUAUCUCAAAAUAGUCUCUCAAGGUUUUUUGGGCCUUCUUAAGCACUUCUUCAUCUCUAAAUAAGGUGUCAUUCAUCUUCCAUCUAAAGGAGCCAGUUGGUGUUAAUCUCAUUUCCAUCUUGACAGCAUUGUGGUCGGAGCAAGUUUUCGGGCAGAUUUCCACCUUUCUUGUCUUUGGUGCCAUUCCUCUAGUUAUCCAAAUUUGGUCAAUUCUUGUCCAUGUCAUUUUGGCUUCAGAAAAGAAGGUUCCCUCUUUAGCCAUGGGGUUUCUUAUUCUCCAGAUAUCAACUAAGUCCAAGUUGUCUGUCAUGUCAAAAAAGGUUUUCGGUAGUCUACCAUCCUUGGUGACUACCUGUCUUUGUGCCUUUUCCAUAUAUGUAGAUACCACUCCAUUCAUGUCUCCCAUCAAAAUCAUGUUGUAAUCCAAAUAGUCCAUCAGGGUCUCAUGCAACUUCUUAAAAAAUUCAGAUUUCCCAUCAUUUGGUUCGUAGAUUCCUACUAUCAAAAAUUUUUCUCCUUGUGUUUGAAUUUCAAUUGCCACAAAUCUUCCUUGGUCAUCUUUAAAAAUAAAUUUCGGUGAUAGUCUGUCCUUUGCAUAAAUCACUACCCUCUUUUUUUAACUUUGUCCGAUGAAAUAAACUCCUGACCAAGUCUUUUAUUUAUCAACAAUUUCCUGUGUAAUCUUGUUAUGUGUGUUUCUUGUAGACAGAUCAAAUCCAAUUGUUCCUUUUUUAAUAAGUGAAACACUGAUUUCCUUUUCUGAGGGGAAUUCAAACCAUGACAGUUCCAGGUUAGUAGUUGCAGGGCCAUGAUGUAAUUAUUUUGGUUCUCCUCCAACGGCACCUUGUGCCUGUUCCUGUUCCGUCGGUGGUAUCACGUUUUUCAGGCGGUCUUUUAGUUCCAGAGAUAGUCCUGGUAUGUCUAAAGUUUCUCUUGCAAUUGUUCUUAACUCUCCUGUGACUUUCUUUUGUAGGUCUUCUCCGUGGUCUCUCCAAAAUUUGUCUUUGUCGUCUUCCGACCUUAUUUUCCUCUUCUUUCCUUUGUAACUAAAGGAUAGGCCUUGAGGAAAUUCCCACCUGAAGUUAAUUCUAUUACUUUUCAACAAAAUGACCAGGUCUUUAUAGUUAGAUCUGAGAUCCAGAAGGUGUUUCGGAAUGUCCUUAAAUAUCUCCACUCUUGUCUGAUGUAUUUCCAGUGUCUUCUGGAAAUGCAAACCCAAGAUCUUGUCCCUCUCUUCUUUUGUUCGGAGAGUAAUCAAACAGUCUCUCACCUUCUUUCCUCCUCCUUUUCCAAGUCUAAAAGCAUUCACUAUUUUGAAACUGUCUUUUGCCAAUUCUGGAUUCCAAAAUUCUAAGAAUUCCUGCGUAAGAAAAUCAACUAAAUUGUCUUUCUCCACUUCAGGUACUGCUCUGACCCUUAAAUUCACUUGUUUCUCUUUCAACUCAAUCAUAGACAGGGUUAACUUAUGGUCUUCAAGUUGUUUAUGUAACGGUGGUAUCUUCUCUUGAACCUCUGCAACAGACGCUGUAGCAAGUUCUUUAGCCUCUUCGGCAAUCUGACGUGUUGAGGCCGAUUCCUCUAAUAGUUUCUGAAUAGUCUCUGUAUUAGUAUUUACUUUCUGGCCCAAAUUAUUUAAACUUACUGUAUUUUGAUUAAUACUUGUAUUUUGAUUAAUACUUCUUGUAUUUUGAUCAGUCUUGUCUGAUGCCUCUGCUACUUGUUUGCUUAUUUUGUCCAAAGAUUCAUUAAUUUUAGCCAAAACCUGAGCAAAGGCGUCAUCACUUGCCAUACCUUUAGUUUUGGGUUGUGCCGAUGGGGCUGCUGUUGGAACUCCAGAGGGACCAGGGGUCAAAGCUCUUCUUUGUAGUCCACCGUCUGUUCGCAAUACAUUGCCCGACCUUGUUGCUUGUAGCGACUCUAAUUUCUCUUUCCCAUCUGCCAUCCCCCUCUAGAUAAAACUCAAGGUCAGUCACACAGUUGAAUUCAGAAUUGUUUUGAAGUGGAAAGUUCCAAGAAGACAGCGUGGGAAAAUCCUCAGGCCAGCUGCAAUUGUAACUAGUUGUAACAAGUUCCAAAUUCCACUAGGGGGACACUGUAACAGUCAUAAAGUUCUUAAAUACUUUACUUCUUCUUUAAGUCCCCCCAAUUCAUCAGAAAGAUAACAGUCUAUCUUAAACAGUUACUUUAAGACCAGGAGAUACCUAUCCACAAUAUUGUAUCCAAAUUGUAUUUCAAGUGCAGGGCUAGCUGUCAAAAUAUGUUCAAAGACAGUACCUUUUCUCCAGCUUUUUAUUGUCUCUGGGAACCUGUUCCCGGGGGAUUGAGCGGUGGUUUUUAUCUUCUUUUCCUCACUUCUUCUUAAAUAAAUAACAUUCAAAGCUCCCCCCCCUUCCCUCAAGUUGAGGGGGAAAAGUCCUGGUUAGAUGAUUGGAUUGAAGUCCUUUUAUGCGUCUUUUUAAAGCUUCCGCUUUCAAGUUCAAUGCUUUGUUUUAACUACAAAAGCGGGAGGCAGACUUCCUUUUUAUACCUCUCCGCUUCGGCCAAAUUCUUUUCAAAUUUGUACAGUUCCUUAAUUGCGUAAAAAUCCUACUCACGGAUCGUUGUUUUCAAAGCCAAAUUUUCAAGAUAGAAAGGCAGCUCUCUCCGGUAACAGCUGCGCGGCUUCACUCCACAGAAGAAGCAGACGACUCACAGCACAGCGCUACUUCCCCCGUUCCGUUCCGGAGCCCGUUGCCGGGUCCCUUCGCGGAUGGGGGGGGCGCAAAACGUGCCCGCCGAGUCCCAGGCUCACAGGCUUCACCCGCCUGUGAUUUCAAGGGUCCCCCACUACGCCGAAGCGGGAUCCGACCCUAUUUCCGUGGAGUGGUUCCCUCUGAAUUAGAGGGAAUCCGCCAUUAACCGAUGGCGCCACCUCCGGAAGUCCUAGCUAGGCCAAACUCUGAGGGAUCUGCAGCCAUGUACAAAACAUACGGUAGCAUAGCUAUUCAUUGCAAUAAACCUGAACGAGGGAAUAAAUUACUGUGAUAUGAAUUGAAUAAAAAUGUAAACCCUCUUCAGGCAUUUGGUAUCUCCAGAAUACAGUGGUACCUCAGGUUAAGUACUUAAUUCGUUCCGGAGGUCUGUUCUUAACCUGAAACUGUUCUUAACCUGAAGCACCACUUUAGCUAAUGGGGCCUCCCGCUGCUGCUGCGCCGCCGGAGCAUGAUUUCUGUUCUCAUCCUGAAGCAAAGUUCUUAACCUGAAGCAAUUUUUCUGGGUUAGCCCUUAGCUAUAGCUUGUUUAGCUCAUGCGUAAAUCCAGCACUGAUGACACCCAGCAGUCACAGAAUGUUUUGUGCAUGCAAUAGAGUAGCUGUAUCGGAUUAAGCCUGACACUGUGCCAGGUCUGCGUCUUCUGGAAGCUGCUGGGACCUGAGUGCAUUUUUUUUGCUGCUGCUUUUGAUGAAGGCCCCACAGAGACCUUGGCCUUCCGAUGAGAGUGACAGAAAAGCAACCCUAUUGCUUAAAGCGGGAGCAUAACAUGUUUGGCCAGACCAACGCUGGAAGUGUGUCAAAGGUCCCUGCAUUAGCAAACACUUAUACAACAGGAUCCCAGGUGCUCAUUUUCCCCCCUCUCAGAUCAAUUAUGGUACAGUGGUACCUUGGGUUAAGAACUUAAUUCGUUCUGGAGGUCCGUUCUUAACCUAAAACUGUUCUUAACCUGAGGUACCACUUUAGCUAAUGGGGCCUCCCGCUGCCGCCGCGCGAUUUCUGUUCUCAUCCUGAAUCAAAGUUCUUAACCCGAGGUACUAUUUCUGGGUUAGCGGAGUCUGUAACCUGAAGAGUCUGUAACCUGAAGCAUCUGUAACCCAAGGUACCACUGUAUUGAUAGCUGGAAGUUCCCCUGCAUGAAGAAUCACUUAUACAGUGGUACCUCAGGUUAAGUACUUAAUUCAUUCCGGAGGUCCGUUCUUAACUUCAAACUGUUCUUCACCUGAAGCACCACUUUAGCUAAUGGGGCCUCCUGCUGCUGCCGCGCCGCUGGAGCACGAUUUCUGUUCUCAUCCUGAAGCAAAGUUCUUAAGCUGAGGUACAAUUUCUGGGUUAGCGGAGUCUGUAACCUGAAGUGUAUGCAACCUGAAGCGUAUGUAACCUGAGGUACCACUGUACUUGGGUUUCUUCAAGAAGAAUGGGGAUCUGGAACGGUGCCAACCACACAUUCCUUAGGUAGGAUGGCCAGUGAGACUGGCCUGUGAAUUUUGGAUAGCCUCUUCACACACAAAAUAUAUAUAGAUACUGACUGCUUGAGUGGCAGAAAAACUGAAGGAAAUGGAGUGAGCCUUGUUCUAAUCGAGGUUAGCUGGGUCACCCCCUUUGCCUCCAUCUCAUUUAUAGGAUUUUAAUGCUUUGCCAACAACUUAUUCCUAAUAAAGAUCCUUGAAAUGUUUGCUCAGUCUGCAUUCUUUUAAUCGAGCCGAUGUAAUUUGCACAUCCUGGAAAUGGAACAUAGGUAUCAUUUGGUUUUCGACAGCACACUAAAUACUAUGAUCCGGAUCUCAGUGCAAAAACAUAACAAAAUGCAUAUAAGGUAGAUAUGCUAAGUCAAAACAUGCAUAAAAUGCACAAAGCAUGUACAAAAUGCACAUUUUGUGGGAGGGAAACUGUUUCAAAUAUAAUGCAAAUGUUCACGUAGUUUUUAAAGUGCUUUUAUCACACAUUGGGAUGGGAAGAACUGAUGAAUAAAACUUAAAUGAAGCACGCAAGAUUUAUCUGGACAAGAAAUCGACUGAUCCAUAAUUCAAUGACCACUACUUUCAACACUGGCAAUUUGAGGGCAGCGCCUAGCUUCCUGGUUUGCAUAACUUGUGGCACAUACAGCCCUAAUCUCCUACUGAGGGGAAUGCUGACAGGGAUGAGGGGGAAAUUCCAUUUAGUUUGCAUUGAAAGGCAAGUUUACCUAAUUCACACUUUCUGUUGCAACAUACCAACCAAAGCACAGACAUCCUUCAAAAUGUGCAAUUCUCUGAAUUUUGCAAUGCAAUUUUCCAGUCAAGCAAUGUUUACCAAAACACAUAUUACUAGGGUAAAGUGUGCGUAGAAAGGCAUAUAUUGGAGAAAAUGACAUAAAAAAUGUGUUAUAUUAGGGGAAUUAGUUUGCAGAGAUAUGAGUAUUGGGCAAAAUUGCAUAAAAAUGUAUAUAUUAGGAGGGACAUUCACACUAAAAUGCCUGUGAAUUUUCACGAGGAUGUUCUUUUAGAAAAUGACCAACUGAUGUGGAAAUGUGGGGAACUGAAUUUAAGAAGGGAAGAAAUGAGAAACUGAAAUGGACAGAUUUGCCCAUCUUUUCCAUGGUUUCCAGGAGGAGUGGUGUGUGUGUGUGUGCGCGUGCGUGCGCACACUUGCUGAAACUCCCCAUCACUCCAGCUUCAAGAAGGACAUUGACAAAGUGGAACGUGUCCAGAGGAGGGCAACCAAAAUGGUCAAAGGCCUAGAAACGAUGCUUUAUGAGGAACGGCUAAGAGAGCUGGGCAUGUUUAGCCUGGAGAAGAGGAGGUUAAGGGGUGAUAUGAUAGCCAUGUUCAAAUAUAUAAAAGGAUGUCACAUAGAGGAGGGAGAAAGGUUGUUUUCUGCUGCUCCAGAGAAGCGGACACGGAGCAAUGGAUCCAAACUACAAGAAAGAAGAUUCCACCUAAACAUUAGGAAGAACUUCCUGACAGUAAGAGCUGUUCGACAGUGGAAUUUGCUGCCAAGGGGUGUGGUGGAGUCUCCUUCUUUGGAGGUCUUUAAGCAGAGGCUUGACAACCAUAUGUCAGGAGUGCUCUGAUGGUGUUUCCUGCUUGGCAGGGGGUUGGACUCGAUGGCCCUUGUGGUCUCUUCCAACUCUAUGAUUCUAUGAUUCUAUGAUCAGCCUUCUAAGGCAAUAGUCUUUCUCUGCCCUAAUGCUAAGGCUGACCCUAGAUCCAUCAGGAGUUUUUCUCAUUCUACAGAAGCAAAUUUGUCCGCUUCAGUUUCUCAUUUUCCUACAGAUUAUUUGCUUAAUAAUAAUAAUAAUAAUAAUAAUAAUAAUUUAUUUAUAUCCCGCCCAUCUGUCUGGGUUUCCCCAGCCACUAUGGGCAGCUCCCAACACAAUAUUACAAACACGAUAAAACAUCAAAUAUUAAAAACGUCCCUAAAGAAACCGGAGCAUGAAAUCUGGAACAGACACACAGAACAUAAAAGCUGGAACAGACUUUGAGUUGCACAUUGCUAAUCUGGAUCCUGCUAAAGCCUACGUACCCAGGGUUGGAUUUAGGUUCGAUGAGGCCCUAAGCUACUGAAGGUAAUGGGGCCCUUUGUGUGUCCAGCUGUUCUUUGUCAACAACAAAUUGCCGCUGUUUUUUGUGUUGAAUAUAUGCUAUAUGGUAAUUUAUGGAUCUAAUAGGUAUCUAAAGCCAUUUGCACAUAAGGAAAUGUUUUUUAUCUUAUAUUUUGGAAAUGUACAUCCAGGUUUCUUUUCUUUUAAUUAUUUUGGGGGCCCCCAAGAGAGUGGGGCCGUUAGCUAUAGCUUGUUUAGCUCAUGCGUAAAUCCAGCACUGAUGACACCCAGCAGUCACAGAAUGUUUUGUGCAUGCAAUAGAGUAGCUGUAUCGGAUUAAGCCUGACACUGUGCCAGGUCUGCGUCUUCUGGAAGCUGCUGGGACCUGAGUGCAUUUUUUUUAUUUUUUUGCUGCUGCUUUUGAUGAAGGCCCCACAGAGACCUUGGCCUUCCGAUGAGAGUGACAGAAAAGCAACCCUAUUGCUUAAAGCGGGAGCAUAACAUGUUUGGCCAGACCAACGCUGGAAGUGUGUCAAAGGUCCCUGCAUUAGCAAACACUUAUACAACAGGAUCCCAGGUGCUCAUUUUCCUCCCCCUCUCAGAUCAAUUAUGGUACAGUGGUACCUUGGGUUAAGAACUUAAUUCGUUCUGGAGGUCCGUUCUUAACCUAAAACUGUUCUUAACCUGAGGUACCACUUUAGCUAAUGGGGCCUCCCGCUGCCGCCGCGCGAUUUCUGUUCUCAUCCUGAAUCAAAGUUCUUAACCCGAGGUACUAUUUCUGGGUUAGCGGAGUCCGUAACCUGAAGAGUCUGUAACCUGAAGCAUCUGUAACCCAAGGUACCACUGUAUUGAUAGCUGGAAGUGCCCCUGCAUGAAGAAUCACUUAUACAGUGGUACCUCAGGUUAAGUACUUAAUUCAUUCCGGAGGUCCGUUCUUAACUUCAAACUGUUCUUCACCUGAAGCACCACUUUAGCUAAUGGGGCCUCCUGCUGCUGCCGCGCCGCUGGAGCACGAUUUCUGUUCUCAUCCUGAAGCAAAGUUCUUAAGCUGAGGUACAAUUUCUGGGUUAGCGGAGUCUGUAACCUGAAGUGUAUGUUACUUGAAGCGUAUGUAACCCGAGGUACCACUGUAAUGCCUUUUGCUGUCCUGGAUAGAAGGGGAAGUGUGAAACUCCCCAUAGCAGUAUGUUUCAUUCACUGCUUCAAGGCUCCUCCUUUCUGCCUCCCACACUGGCUUACCUGCCCUCCAGUGGUCACUCUCCCAACAUCCCAAAUCCCUUAGGAACAGUUACAAAACAUGAAAACAACAGCAAGAAUAUGAAGCACCCAAACAAAACCACACAGAUAGUUAUGUUAUCUGCCACACACAUUUUGCGGGAGUUUUUAAGAAUGGAGAAAUGAGAAACCGGGAGAGGCAAAUUGGGAUUAUCACUCCAGACCAACAACAACUGCAUGAUCAUAAGUUUCCCAUCCAUUUCCUCUCCCUAUUUUUAGUUAAAGCCAUGGUUUUCCCAGUAGUGAUGUAUGGAAGUGAAAGCUGGACCAUAAAGAAGGCUGAUCACCGAAGAAUGGAUGCUCUUGAGAGUCCCAUGGACUGCAAGAAGAUCAAACGCAUCAAUUCUUAAGGAAAUUAGCCCUGAGUGCUCACUCGAAGGACAGAUUGUGAAGCUGAGGCUCCAAUACUUUGGUCACCUCAUGAGAAGAGAAGACUCCCUGGAAAAGACCCUGAUGUUGGGAAAGAUUGAGGGCACAAGGAGAAGGGGACGACAGAGGAGGAGAUGGUUGGACAGUGUUCUCAAAGCUACCAACAUGAGUUUGACCAAACUGCGGGAGGCAGUGGAAGACAGGGGUGCCUGGCGUGCUCUGGUCCAUGGGGUCACAAAGAGUCGGACACGACUAAAUGACUAAACAACAACAACAAUUUUUAGAAAACUUCUCUUAGGUUCCCACAACAUUCUGCUACAGGAUGCAUGGUGGCUGAACGCUGCGAACCAGAAAGCCCUGUUAUCAUCACUGUAGGAGUAUUUUUUUUAUAUUUAAAGUCUGGCAGAAGCAUUAUGCCUCAGCUGGAGCUUUUGAACGGGACCCAAGGGCAGCCCCAAAUGCAGCACAUUACAGUAAUCCAGCCUUGAGGUUACCAAUGCAUGGACUACAGUAGACUGGCUAUCCCUGUCCAGGAAUGGCUGUUUAGUUUUCCUGGCAUCGAGCGCCACCAGUUCACUCACGAGCUACUUCUGAAAGGGAUACGGAUGGCAAUACGAAAUGCAACAGAAGAAGUUGCACAGGCUGUGGCCCUGGAGUACAGCAAGGAAGGCCAGGAUCCAGUCCAGUAUUACAGGGCCUUGUCACAGUCCUUUCGUGAUUACUUCUUUUCGUGCCCAAUGGAUGAAUUCUCUAAGAAGCUGGAAGAAGUUGGGAGCCCUGUGUACGCUUACUACUUCAAGCACCACACCUCAGGCUCUUUUUGGCCUGAGUGGGUUGGGGCACCCCAUGAUGCUGAGCUGCCUUACUUGUUUGGAACCCUCGAGAAAGCUAUGGCCACCAAUCAAACUUACACAGAAGCUGAGGCUGAUCUGAGCCGCAGGGUGAUGCGAUACUGGGCAGAGUUUUCCAGAAGUGGGUAAGGCAUGACCUUUUCCUCGCUUGCCCUUCACCUUUAUACAGAAGGCAAGCCCUUUCAACCCUUAAAGCUGUGGGAUGUAAAACACAGGAGCAGUCAAUGACAACAUUCCUAGAGUGUACAUGUUAGAACAUGGGGAAGGAUGUCUGUCCAGCAAGCAGGUAAACUUCCUGGGGACGGACUUCCUCCGCAUGUGACCAGAGGUGGGUGUGGCCUCACCUGUGCAGGUAAAUGAUAAAAGCACAGGGCAGGCAGCCAUUCUCUCUCUUGUCUCUCUUGCCUCUCUCUGCCAUCUUCCUUCGAUGAGGAAACAUCUAAGGAUGCCCUCUUGGCUCUCAGCCAAGAGAGGAGGAAAGGACUAUCUUGCUAUAAGAUAGAUUCUGAGUGUAUUUUGCCUUUUUAAAGCUGUCUUUUUAAAGCCUAGAAUAGCAUUAGCCUUUCUUUGUGUGCUGCUGUUGACUCAUGUUGAGCUUGUGGUCCACUAAGACCCCUAGAUCCUUUUCACAUGCACUGCUAGUAAGCCAGGUGUCCCCCAUCUUAUAUUUGCGCAUCUGGUUCCUCCUGCCUAAGUGCAGAACCUUACAUUUCUCCCUGCUGAAAUUCAUUUUGUUGGCUUGGGCCCAGUUCUCCAAUCUGUCAAGGUCAUUUUGAAUUCUGAUCAUGUCUUCUGUGGCAUUAGCUAACCCUCCCGGUUUGGUGUCAUCUGCAAAUCUGACGAGGUCCAAAUGUGUUCCUGUGAAUAUCUGGCCUUCAGAAUUCUCCAGCUCUCACUGGCUCUGUUUCGCUCCUCAAGUGUUUUUUUGCCUGAUUGUGAUAUCUCCCCAAACUCUGAUAAUGCCUUCUGCCUGGAUGGAAGAUGGAGAGCAGUAUAUUGGUGUUUAGAGCUAUAUAUUUGUUUUACAUCCUCUGCAGGAAACCAACGGGGUCAGCUGCCGGCGAGGUAGAGUGGCCGCUCUACAAUGCCACACAGCAGAACUUCUUCCACCUAAGCACUGAGCCAACCCAGGUUGUGGACAGGUCACCUGUGCAACACUGCACUUUCUUCAAUACACUGAUAAGUGAGCUCUGUUCUUUGCCUUGCAGUAUGGGUGUGAGUGGACUGCGGUGGGGCUAAGACCUCAUAAGACAAAUGCUUCUAAUGACUGUACUGUAGCUGGCAUCACCUACAGCUGAAAUGAGAUGCUACUGGCCCCGGGCUUCUAGAACAGGGAUUGCCAAUGUGAUGACCAUGGAUGCAAUGGUGUGGGUACCCAUGGCUGUACUCUCUACCCCUCCAUCCUUUGGCCAUAAGAUGGUAAGUGAGGUUACCUUUUGUCCUGUGAAAAGCCAAGAACUGAAGGAGGAAGCUGGAAGAUUGAGACUCUUUCCCACUUCCUCUCUCACUUCUAUGAGAAGAAACCAGAGCUGGGCACGCACUCCAAAAUCCAGAUGUGGAUAUAUGCCUAAAUAGGUCGGCGACUCUUGUUCCAGAGUCUUCAACAUCUCAUUUCCAGAUUCAAACUUUUCUCUGGCUUUCUUUCUUUCUUCUUCUCCUUCUUCUACAGACAAAUUGAAAGAGGAUUCUGCUGCUUCACACAAGGAGGAGGACGAGAAAAAGGAAUCCACAACACAAUAGAGGGAAUCUCCAUGAAAGGUCAUUAGGACUACAGAGGAAAUGAUGGAGCUGGGGAGUAUAGAAGGAUGAAUGAAUGAAUAGAGAAUGAAUGGGUAGACCACACCGAGCAGUUGAGAGGAGGACAUUUUCUCCCCUCUCUGUCAUCCGGCUUAAUGGUUUGCAUGGCCCACAGCUAAAAUGGCUUCCUUCUGCAACCUGUGCCUGGAACCAUGUUUUAAAUGUGAACAUGAACACCUGUCCAUUUCCCCACAUCAGGAAGGCUUUGUGCUGCAGCCCAAAGGGAGCUGAAGUAGACGAGUGCUUUCUUCUGUUACCCUCUUCCUCAUCUUGCCACAUUUCCACAUGCUGAGAUAUGGGUGGCGCUGUGGUCUAAACCACCAAGCCUCUUGGGCUUGCCGAUCAGAAGGUCGGCAGUUUGAAUCCCCACGAUGGAGUGAGCUCCCAUUGCUCUGUCCCAGCUCCUGCCAAUCUAGUAGUUCGAAAGCACACUAGUGCAAAUAGAUAAAUCGGUACGCUGUGGCGGGAAGGUAACCGGCGUUUCUGUGCGCUCUGCUUUCCGUCAUGGUGUCCAUCCUGUCCUGAUGAGCGCCACACCCCAUAGUCUGAUUCGACAGGACUUAACCAUCCAGGGGUCCUUUACCUUUGCCUUUACCAUAUAUAUAUAUAUAUAUAUAUAUAUAUAUAUAUAUAUAUAUCUCCUCAUGAAAAUUCAUCCGCAUUAUAGUGCUACUUUAUUCUAAUACACUUUUUUUUGUCUGCAUUUUGCCUAACACACACUUUUUUUUGGCUAAAUGCAUUUCUCUCAUUCAUGCCUAUAUUGCAUUCUGACCAAACCACACUCAUCUUUUCAACAGGUGUUGCUUGACUUUGUGUCCCUCGAUUAUGAAGCAUCAUUACCAAGUGACCUAGAAGAAAACCUGACAAGGACUUCCAUGCUGAUAAAAACCCACUGCUUCCUAUGAUCUUAACACACUCACAACCAAUUGAAAACACACCUUUUAAUGUGUCUGCAAAAUUUUGAACUUCUAGCAAAGUAACUGUUCUGCUGCUUUGAGAUGUUGGUUUCAAUAUCUUUGGCAGAUGUAGAUUCCUGAAACAUCUAAUAUACAUUUCCUUUUGAUAUUAGCAAAGUUUAAGUUACUUUUGCUUUGGUCCUGAUGAGUGAUAGUUUGAUUCCUGUAGUUCAAAGCUAACAACUUCAUUCUUCCACCUGUUCCCCCCAAAUAAUCAUCAUAAUACAUACCACAAUGCCAUGCCUCUUUCACAGUAAGAUAACCUUCAGGCUUCAGAAAACAAAGACCACCAGUUUAGCCAUUUCUCACUAGGGUUAUAUUCUUUCACCAACCAACGGAACAAAGUAAAUGACAUAGGAAACAGACAGGAACUUGUGGGAAAGAGACAAUAGAACAAAUCCAUGUCGGUGUUAUAAGAAAUUGCUCAACCUCUUUCCUCUCCUUUAGGAUGCAUUGGCUAAAAUGAGUACAAAGCCACUUGAUUUUCAAUGGUUAGCUAGCUCUCCAAACUCCAGUAAUAAACUCAACACCCUCAAGGAACCAAAACGUGCUUUGCUUCAGGACACAGAUGCCCCUCUUCUUCCCUUACUUACUUUACUUUCAGUGUCAGUUCUGUGGCAAUAUGGUCACACACACUUUCUGUAGACUUUUGGGAAUAGUUAGGAUUCCUUUGCUCUUUAAAAUCAAGGUGUGUUGGUGUGGCAAGAGCUGCUGCCUGCCUUUAGGGUAAUUUUGCUCUCUGAAGUGGCAUCCAUAUAUUCUGAAACUUUCAUUUCAUGCAAUAAACCAGUCUUUCUUUGCUCCUCUUGUGUAUGAGUUUUCUUGCGGGGGAAAGGUUAACACGUAUUCACACCAUAACUCUAGCAAAAGAUCCUGAAAUCCUUUUGGGCUUAAUAUUGGGAGUCUGCAUAGAAGACAUGUGGUUGCAGGCAAAGGAAAACACUUCACAUCCACCACCACGAUGUCAGAUGUCAGGUGAUUAAGAGUUGGGUAGCCUCACCAACAGGGAUGUGGGUGGCGCUGUGGGUUAAACCACAGAGCCUAGGGCUUCCCAAUCGGAAGGUCGGCUGUUCAAAUCCCCACGACGGGGUGAGCUCCCGUUGCUCGGUCCCUGCUCCUGCCAACCUAGCAGUUUGAAAGCACAUCAAAAUGCAAGCAGAUAAAUAGGUACUGCUCCGGCGGGAAGGUAAAUGGCAUUUCCAUGCACUGCUCUGGUUCGCCAGAAGCGGUUUAGUCAUGCUGGCCACAUGACCUGGAAGCUGUACACCGGCUCCCUCGGCCAAUAAGGCAAGAUGAGCGCCGCAACCCCAGAGUCGGCCACGACUGGACCUAAUGGUCAGGGGUCCCUUUACCUUACCUUAGCCUCACCUACAGUCUUUUAUGGAUCCAGCCUGGCUGGUUUCCCUAUCCUUGAGGCAGAUGUGUGAAAGAACUGGGGCGUACUGGGGAGGGAACCCAAAAACAAACAGCAACUCACAUUUUCCUAGAAAACACAGAACGUGUUCAAAGCCAGGGUCCGGAAGGUGAAUGACUGCAGCUUGUUUGCUGAAAGAACCCCAAGGUCAGCAAAGAGAGCUGUACUCUUCGUGCUGGUUAGCAGAACAGCUUUUUAAAAAAUCUCUUUUGGGAAUUGUUGGGCAGUAGAGAGAGGCCAAGGGGACAGCGCCCUCCUACUGUGCCCUUAACUGAAAAAGGGGAAGUUUAUAAUAAAUGUGGUUGCUAUGUUAUAGACAAAUAUGUGUGCCACACAAUUUGGCGGUGUGGUACAAGAACAUUUAUUUAAGCUGGUGUGUGUGUGUGUGUGUGUGUGUGUGUGAGAGAGAGAGAGAGAGAGAGAGAGAGAGUCAUAGAACAGAAUCAUAGAGUUGGAAAGGACCAUGAGGAUCAUCUAGUCCAACCCCCUACAGUGCAGGAUUCUUCCACCUAAUGUGAGGUUCGAACCCACAACCUUGAGAUCAAGAGUUUCAUGCUCUACUGAUAUGUACUAGAUAAUUAUUAUUUUUUAGUGGAACACUGCCUGCUUUACUUAUUUAUUUAGUAGAGCAUUUAUAAACAAACAUAUAUGGCAGAGUGAUGCGAUAUUGAGCAGAGUUUGCCCGGUAAGGCAUUAACUGUCCUUCUCAAAUGCACAAUGGCUAUUAUCUUCCAGAGGGUGGUCACAUUCAGAUGGUGAUUCAGUCUCCAGCAAGAGUUCAGGUUCAAUGCAAGAGUCAAGUUAAAAUAUACCUUCCCCCCAAAACCAGAAGCGUUUUUGCUGGAUCUAGAAGGACCUUACUCAUUGGUUGCAUCCCCAAACUGACUGUGAGAAAAGCCUGAUGGGACAGGCUGCCAUUGGCGUAUCUGGACCUUUGGAGAAGCUGGAGCAUUCUAGAUUAGAAUCUAUUUGUGUAUUAAUCCCCAUUUUCUUAAUCUGUUGCUGAUCCACUAGUUGUUAGUGGAAUAAAUCUCAUUGCCUGCACAUGCCUUAGGAAUGGGUGUAUAUUCUUGGAAAGCUGCUUCUCAAAAUCCAAAACCCUGGAAUUGGAGUUCCAGGUCACUCUUUCCCUGUAUCUGUGGACAUUUGUAUCACUCCAUGGCUAAAGGACAGAAGGAUUGAAAUAACUUUGGGCUUCAGCAGGUGAAGCCGACUCCUGGCCCAUGACAAGCCCUUUGUGCUGACAGAAGAAUCACACAAGUUUUCACUUAAGCACUGCAUCUUGUUCUGAGAGCCAGGCUACUGGUUGGUUGUAUUUGUGGACACUGGUAUUACUCCGUUGCCAAAGGACAGGAGGAUGGCAAUAACUUUGGGCUGAAUCCUUUUAAGUUCUACUCAGAGUGGACACACGCAAAUCAAUGGUCCUAUCAUAGUCAUGUCCUUUAAUUGGAGUGGAUCUCCUCUGAAUAUGACUUAUUUUGGAGGCAGCCCGUUGUCUCCCCCCCCCCGCACCUUCUCCCAAUUUAUGUAAAAGCAAGGCCUCUCUGACCCCUGACAUACAUUCGGAUGCUGCCAAGGUGUAGCCUCCUCCCACUGGGUGAGCAAAGCCAGUUGGUCAUUGACUUUUGCUUACGUACAGAUGGGCAGAUGCUCCCACGCCCAGGUGUUUUUCAUAAGAGUCUCUGGAUCCUCAGCAGUACCUAAAUUUCCUCUUCAGAGUGAGCUGCAGAGGAUACUGAGGAGCAGGAGAACCCCAUCAGGGUGAGUCUGUAAGGAACAGAAAUGUGAUGUGAGCUGGCCAUGGGGGAUGACUCAGAAAAUUACCAAAAACUGGAACCACAGCAACUCUAGACCACAAAUCAGAGUGCCUCUAAAAAAUGAAUGAGAAAGGGAGAAUAGGUAGAAGAUCUGCCAUAGGAAUGGAAAUCAGAAACGGCAGAAGUAAUCAGUAGCAUAGAUAUCAAAGAAAGGUGAGUCCCUAAUAGAUACAAGGGAGACACAGAUACACAAGCACACAGAAGUAAACAACCCAGCCUUGGGGAGAGGGGGUGGGAAUGUACAGUUUGCUGUACUUAGCCUUGAGAUGGGAGUCUGAAAGGGCUUAAAAAAUAAAAGUCUUGUGUCUAGGAAUAUUUUUCUGCAAAAGCAUCAGACAGCUUGUCAAAAGUGUGAACUUCAUUAGUAGACCCUAUUUAAAGGAAUUGGUCAGUUAGCCACAGAAUUGCUUUGCUGAUUUUUCUCAUCUUCUUUUAAUUACACAACUGCUUUUGGGGGGUCCUAGCUUCAUGCAGGGAAGAUUGGGGGCAAAGGGGAGGCUGCCCUGCUUGAGCUCCUCCUCCUGGUGCCACGCAUGGGCAAAACUGGGCGGUGGCACUGCCACUGUCCCAAAAGCUCCGCUUUUGGGGGAAGCAGAGGCUUUUCAGAGGGGGAUUGGGGCCUGAAGGGGGUGCGCAGGACAGGCAGCGGCCUUGGCAGGCUUUCCCAGCAGCCCAGAAAGUUGGCCUAUGUGAAGAAAAUGAGACUAGGCCGAGUAGAUUCGGCCUUGCCUUGCCUUCGCCCCGCCCCCAACCCAGCUGGCCAAUCGGCUGCAUGCAGGAGGCGGGGUGAAGGCAAGGCAAGGCCUAAUCUACUCAGCCUAGUCUCAUUUUCUUCACAUAGGCCGACUUUCCGGGACCCGGGAAGCCCGGCAGAGGUUAGGGCAUUAGGGUGGUUCAUAAAAAACUUUUUUUAAAAAAAUGCCUGCUCCAAAGGUCUUAUCUUACUUAUAUAUAUAUGAUCUUACUAGGGAUUGUAUAGCUAUAUCUGAAAUUUCAUGAAUAUCAGUUAAUAUCUUGACCCUGCUCCACUGAAUUGAAAUUUCAGCCUUCACUACAUACGAAAACGGCUGAGUAAACAGCUAUUUUUGUGGAGGAGGGUCAAGAUACUAACUGAUAUGCACGAAAUAUCAUAUACAGUGGUACCUCGGGUUAAGAACUUAAUUUGUUCCGGAGGUCCGUUCUUAACCUGAAACUGUUCUUAACCUGAAGCACCACUUUAGCUAAUGGGUCCUCCUGCUGCUGCCGUGCUGCACAAUUUCUGUUCUCAUCCUGAAGCAAAGUUCUUACCCAAGGUACUAUUUCUGCAUUAGAGGAGUCUGUAACCUGAAGCGUAUGUAACCUGAAGCGUAUGUAACCCAAGGUACCACUGUAUAGCUAUAUAAUCCCUAGUGUAGUAAGUUAAGACCUUUGGAGCAGGCAUUUUUGUAAAAAAAAAAUUUUAUGAACUGCCCUAGUUGGGCAGUAAUUGUUCCUUGAUAAUUUGUCACACCCCCCCUCCAUGAUGGCACCUGGGGUGGCCUGCCCCCCCUGCCCCCCUUCCUACGCUGCUGCCCCAUGCCUCUCCUAAUUCUGAUUCUUUCAGCUGCAGCUGCUAUGCCUUGUUUCCGGACUUCACCCUCCUCCUUGUGCCUCCUCCUCUUCCUCCUGGCUUCCAGCUCUGCUUCUGA